AUGAGUGGAUUCCUCUACAGAGGGAGGUAAGGCUGUCUGAGGAUCUUUAAAGCAGUCAUGGUGCUCUGUUGUGUUUGUAUUUGUGUUUUUUAUCGUGUUUUAAUGACAGACAAAGCCUCUUCUGUGUUAAAAGUUGAUAAAUUAAGUUAAAGUUCUUUCCCUCUGAGCUAAAAAAGGACCUUUGUGCCUCUGUUACAUAACCGCUGAGGUCUGGACUCAGAGAAGAGGAGCUUCUGGAUGAUGAGCAGUGAUUGGCUGAGAUGAUUUCAAAGUAAAAGCAUGAGUUAUCUGCGCUCUUUUAACCUCUUGGAGCCUGAGAAACACAAAGCUGUGUUUCUGGACGUUUCUGUCCUGGUAUUUCAAACUCCUGAACAGUCUGAGCGUCUCGAACUUACUCAAAGUUUUCUCUCAGUUCGAUGGAAACGAUCAGACUCUCCUGACAUUUGGAAAAACUGGAUUGAGACCCAUUUUCCUGAAGUCCUGAAGCACAUUUGGAGUUUAUUUAACCACAGUCUGUUUGAAACAUGGACGUAGGCUCUGUGAUGUUACUCAUGGGUUCCUGAAAAAGGAGUUUGGAGCCUAAAUGUUGGCCGCCAUGUUGGAAAUGUCGACUUAAACCAUCUAGAAACCAGCAAAGAGGCUUAGAGAUAGAGAUAGAGAGUAGAGAUAACAGUUAUUAUGAUUUAUCACUAUAUUCACUGUAUUUACUGUUAGUAAACAACAGGCAACAACAGAAUUAUAGAAUAUAAUCUCUAUAUGGUUACCCUCUGGUUUCCAGAGACGGGGUUUGGACCCGGUCACCAAUUGGAGAUGCUAAAUCAAUCUAACUCUUGUGGAAGUGAGAAAGCAGAGGCAAAGGGGCGGAGUUAAGGUGGAGUUAACGUGGGCGAUCACCCCCAGUUUUCACCGCAUCUCAAACGGCGGCGAUUUCUGCUGUCCACCAGAUCCAUUAGUGAGGUGAAUUUCAUGGCGGGUUGCGGACGGCAGGAAUCGCGAGAACUCACACGAACCCACAGAUUCACGUACAAUCGCGAGAUAACAAGUUGUCUCUUAGCCGCAUAGAUAAAGGUAAACACACACACACACCGCCUGGAUGUGGUGUAAAUUGGGGGUUAGCCUCUGCACCUGUCCGUUAAAGAAGUGAUGCCUUUAAAUAUCUUGAUAACCUCAAAACUACCAACGUUUUAUUGAUUGACCCUGAACAGUGUGAGCAGAUAAUGAGACCAAACCUGUUUUUGUACCAGCCUGUAAAUGUGUGUGAUUCUGCUGUAAAGAUCAGUUUUUCAGAAUGGGUGUGUGUGAGGUCUAUGGGGCUUUUGAAACCAGCCUCCAGUGGACACUUAGGGAACUGCAGUUCACGGUUUAGUCCAGGGUCAGGACUCUUCCUCGAUUCUUAAGGACAGAGAAACUUGUUAUUGGAGGUUAAUUUGUGAUUUCUUCUCUCUGUGGAAAUAUCUGAUCAACUUUUGCAGAUUAAGAAAUAUUUUACAGAAUCACAGACAGAGUCAUGCUUCCUGCUGCAGGUUUAAAGGGAUAUUCCGGCGUAAAACUAAUUUAGAGUCAAACACACCGUAACACCGAGUUAGACCCCCCCUCUAGAGAUGAAUGUUGCCGACCGCUUGAUUCUCUAGUUAUACCAACUUUAGUAACGACCACAGAGCUACGUGUCAACCAAAACACCACUCUAUAGCCACAAAUAAUGCUCAGAACAGCACCUAACUUCAUCAACAGGACAUAUAGGGUCACAGACAUAGUACUAGACACCAAACAUCUUUUUAACUUUGACUCAUUUCUUUAACAAAGAGACUAAACACAACUCACCUACUCUCUUCCAGCAGACGCUUGUUUGUAGAGAGACCUCAGGCCAGUCCAUUACGGACUACAGCGGGGUGCCGCAGCUCAAGGAAGAACAUUUAUGAUCAUUUCUUUAUCAUUUCCUUGAAGUAAUAAUCACCAUAUUAAUCAUUUUACAGACGCUGUAGUUCUUCUGUUUUAGCAUCUCGGUCUGAUUGUAUUUCCAUGAAGAAAUGAUCAUAAAUGUUCUUCCUUGAGCUGUGUCACCCCGCUGUAGUCCGUAAUGGACUGGCCUGAGGUCUCUCUACAAACAAGCGUCUGCUGGAAGAGAGUAGGUGAGUUUUGUUUAGUCUCUUUGCUAAAGAAAUUAGCAAAGUCUGUCCUUUUGCCAGUUCUGGACUCCACUUUUUAACGUCUUUCCUCUCAUUUUUUUGACAUUUCAGUGAAAACAGAAAAAAAGCUUCUUUACUGCGUCACACUUGAGCACAUGUAUGAUCACCCACAGCGUGCCCAAGUGCGCCUUCCUCGCUGCACAACGGCUGAUGAAGCGUACCAUAUCUGGGUGUCAUAUUUAGAACUCAUACCGGCCAGACAAACCGGACCUUAGGGGUCAUUAGAGGUCAAAUGAGCCUGAUACAGAGCGCACCCUCAAACUUUCUGUUACCUGCUUGUUUGCUGUUGAAUCCCCUCCACCUCUCUGCUACUCUACUGCUCAUGUGCAAACAGCACUUCAUCAGUUUGAGUAUGUAAAUGUAUCUUGAGCGUUGUGAGGUGAAAUACGUGCACCAAACAAACACUCAAGAUGCAUUUACAUAGUCUUGGUAAACGAGAAAUUAACCUCCUCACCUCGAAAUGAUGUCAGAUUGAUUUGGUUCAGUCUGAGUUAAAUCUCUUAGUGCCCCGAGAUUAUGGUUUUACUGCAGCGCUCUCUCAUAAAGAGGCAUUAGAGAAGACACUGAGACAAAUAAAGGAUAAAAAGUUCCCCUUCAGUAGUUUUCGUCGUGUCCUAUCAGAGUCCUUGUUAUCGUUUAAGGUCAUGUCUGAAGUGUUUUUAGCAUCAGCCUGUUAAAAUGUGAGCUAACAGAGAUCCAGAGGUCUGAACGACACGACAAAGAGCACAAAUGUUGUUCUCACACCCUGAUCAGAGCUCUGGUGGUCCUCAGCUGCUCUCCUCAGUUUGUUUUCACACAUUUACUCUCCUGCAGCUGUCUCACACACACACACAUUCACACACACACCGAGGUGGUCGAGAUGUUGUUAAGUACUCUGUUUCCACUAGAGCCUCUGAUUAAGAGAGGAUCUUUAUUUUCUCGCCCUGACGUGAAAGUCCUCGUCUGUCUGAUCUUCACUUCGGUUCAUAAAAGAGGCUUUAACAGCUCAGUGGGAUCUGCUCCGACUUCAUGGUCCUCAUCGAUUAUUCAUGAAGAGCUCAGAGGACGUGCUAACGAAGGAGAAAACCAACUUUAGCCCUUUAGCCCCAAAACUCUCUGUUUUUACCCUCUGAGGUAAAACUGAAUCACAGUCAGAAACACAAACCCUCACUUUCCUGACUGAUGAAGGUUUUUUUCAUGACUCAAACUGAAAAUUAAAGGCUGACUCAUGGUUUCAUGGCUCUAUUUUGGGAUCUGAAAAACUUCCAGGCAGAGAAAGUUUGUUAUUGGUGAAUCCAGGAUCCAAAACAAAAGUCUGUAACAGACGCAGACACAGUCUUAGAGGACGAAUGUGACGAAUUUAGGUCCACUGAAAGUUCUGGUUCUUGUCCUGGACGAUGUUAAUAUUAUAGAAAGGAUCCAAACAGAUUCAGACUUUAGUGUUUCAAAAAUCAGGGUGGAAAGUUAAUCCUUUCACUCACACUACUUUAACUUAGACUUUCAAGAUUUCCAUCAACUUUAUAACAGACAGCUGAUUGGAUGAUAUCUGCAUUUAUCGCAAUUCUUGUCAUACUAUGUCAUAUAUCUCCUAAAAGUAUGAUAAACACUUUUAUUAUUGAUUAUAAACGCUGAGAGACACUAUAGGAUGAUCAAAUGUGAAGCUUUGUGCAGCUAUGAGUGUCUUAUAUUCAAGAAUAAUACUUUAAUAAACAUUUAUGAACAUUUAUAAAAGUUUAUAAGCUUCUUUGAAGGUCUUACAAGUUGGUUUGUUAUCCAUUAUAGCUUGUUAAAAAGAUCUAAAUAUAUAAAGUUUUACCACAUUUCCUAAUAAAUUCUCAGUUUCACAGCUGGUUUCUCCUGCAGACAUUUGAAUAAUUACGAACAAUGAAGUCUUCAGUCUGCAGGGUCCGUCUACGAGAGAGCGAAACUGAAAGAUGCUGCAAAGACAUUUAAAAAAACUUCACACAGAGACAAAAUCACUUUAAACAUUCAUGUUGUUGGUGAGAUUAUAACUAUGUUUGGAAAAAUUGGUACUUAAGUGCAUUUCAGAUCAAGUUUAUUUUACUUUGACUUGAGUGUAUCUGAACUCUUUCCACCCCUGCAGAGACGGUCUUCACAGCCCGUCUCUUUUUCUCCAAACUCUCCAUCACCACCGCCGCCUCCACCGAACUAUUUUUGACUUCAUUGUGUUUGAAAUUAUUAGUUCUUAACCGACAUGAUCCAAGAGUGACCAAAAACGGUCUGGAAAAGCAGGCAGCAGUGGAUGAGAGACUCUUUCCUUCUGUGAGCUUAAAUUGAUGUUUUUGUCUAUGGAGUUUGGUUGCUGUGGAGACAGAGAUCGCUGUUUGUUUGGCUGUUUGGCUGGUUCUGGUUCUUAGGCGGCACAGGACAGACCCAGUUGCCCCCUUGUGUGCCAAAGCCCACCUACUACCAAACAUGCCGGGGUCAAAGAGAUGAACCGUACUCAAGAAGUGUUGUCUUUAAUUAAAAAUGUUUGUAAUUGUGCUUUUUAGGCUUAAACAACUUAAGAAUAUUUCUGUUUCAUUACCAGCUGAAAAAAGUUUAAAAAUAGUUUAAAUUUCCAGAAAUAAGGUGUAAUAUCUCAAAAUGAGAUGUAUUUAUUAAGGUGGGAGUAAAAAUCGAGUCACAUAAGUAUCGCAAUUUUUUUGUUUCACAAAUUUAAAAUCAAUUUUUAUUUUAAAAAAUCUUUUUUUUUUUUUUUUCAAAUUUAGGAAUAAAAUUUAAAAACUAACUGACAUACAUGUGAUGUGUAUUUUUUGGGUAAAUAUGGUUCCUGAAGUAGUCAGUAGAUGAUCAUAAUCAUUUAACUGUUUCACUGGAGUUAAAAAUGCAGAAUAAAGAUAAACAAUAUCGUAGAAUCACAAUUUAAAUUGAAUCAGCAAAAUCGUAGAAGAAUCAAAUGGAGAGAUGAUUAAUAUCUGGUUUUUCGACUAAUAUUAGACAAAAGAAUAUGUUUAAAUGCAACGUUUAACAAAAUCUGACUUUUCUUGAUACCAGAUAAUAACAGAAAACCAUCCUUACAGCCUGUUUCUUUAAAUCUGCUGAAGAAUUUCAAACAUUUAGUCAAAAAUAUGUUAGAAACGAGAGUCUUUCUCGGUUCUGGCGCCCCCUCUGGACAAAGUGGAAAUGCAGAUUGUUGCUGAUUUUUCAAAAGUGGUUUUAAAUGUCAGAAAAUCUGUAUUUGUCGUCUUUAGUUUGAAUAUUCGCUGCAGGAAAAGUUACUGAGGUUGUUUCUGCAGCGUCAAUCACAUGUUACCGAUGAUAGACCGGUCAAUCUCAGGAUCAAUGGGUGUUAUUGAUCAGUGUGAGGAUUUUCUGGAUUCCUCCUCUCUCUCUCUCUCUGUUUCUGUCUCUCUCUCUGUCUCUCUGUCUCUCUCUCUCUCUUUGUUUACUGUCUCAGCUGCUGACUGAGUGACGGCUGUGUGACUCUAAACAUGCGCUGACUCAGUCUCCACCAGUGUGUGAGUGUCCCUGCUGCUCUGCUAACAGCUCAGUGGGAAGUCCUGCUCCUAUUUCUGACCCUGAGAGCUCUCUGAGAGUUCACCAGGACAGUCAGGACGGUCGCUGCAGACCGGGUCCAGGUGGAGGGAUAGUUCCUAUGAAUCUGGAUGAACAGGUUUUCAGAGCGGUUUGAGGAUCAGGCUGCUGCAGCUGAGGACACGUGGGACUGUGUUGAGUCUGAGGGAAAUGGACUGAAAGCUGUUUUCUUCUUUCAGGGACUGUGCUGCACAGAAACGGGCCAGACCCAAGAGCCUCGGACCCAUGAUGGGUGAGUACAGACUCUAUACGGCAUAUUUGACUCUCACUCUCUCAUUUUUAAAUGUUAUUUCAGAUUUACAAACACCCAAACACCUCCUCACAGAUACAGGCGGCUGUGUUGACUCAUUUAGCUGUUUGUGUGGGCAGCAGUGUGUGUAACCGCUGUGAGUCUAUGAAUGAGAGAUUUGUUAGUGUCUAAGCAGCCCCCACCCUUUAGAAGGUGUGUUUGUGUCUAAAAUAGGUGAGUGUUCAGUUUAUUUAAAGGUGAUCUUAUCGUUUCUGUGGAAGUUUUCCUCCUUAAAUGACUCUUUUCUUACAGACUGUUGAUAAAGAAGUAAAAGAGAAGUUAUUUAUGUAUUAGUGCAAUAACUGAGAAAGGAGCAGUUACAAAAAUAUGAGUUUUUAUGCUGCAGAGAUUGAUACCAGUCUGUGAAAGCCUGAUAGUUAUUCUCUAAAGUCUGUUUACUGUAAAUUUGACUAAAUCCGUCAAUAAAUGAGGAUUAACUUCAGAUUUCUGAUCCUGAUUCUCCUCAGAUUUUAUAAACCGUCUCUAAACUCUGCACUCACACUCGUAUUCACUCAACCUCGGCUCAGACUGUCUGUCUGCACAAUAAGGGUCUGUUUCCAUUAAUACUGUGUUUCUACCAGGAGCUCUGGUUUGAUAUGGUGCACACUUACUUAAACUUACAAAGUCAUAAAUAACUAAAUAAGAGACCAAAGACCACACUACUGUUUAACACCCCUCUGUUGUGGUACGAAGCUUGUUUUUCUUUGUUUAUUUCAUUAUUAUAUAACAGGGUUCCUACACAGUUUGAAUUUCCAUACUUUUCCAUCUUGAAAUAUUUACUUUUCUAUUUUAGAAAACAGUAUUUUAGGAAUUGUGGUAAAAUAGUCUGUUAACAUAAAUAUUUUUCCAUACUUUAUUUUUUUAUAUUUCAGACCUUUUAAGACCUGGAAAUUGGUCAUAUUUAUCUCCAUACUUUCCAUACUUACAUUGGAACCCUGUAUAUGAUUCACAUAUUUGCAUGUAUAUUUUUUACUAAACCAUGAAUAACUAACAGGUAAAAGAGAUUAGAUUCUUUAAAGAGAACCUAGUUUCAAAAGUUUGCUUUUCCAGACAUUUAAAACUUGACGAAAGUAUCAGUGUAAACAGGCCCUUAGAGGUGGGGUAACUGCUUCUGUCAGUGUAGAGGGGCCCUUAGAGAAAUGAAUUCAGUUAAAACAGAAAUAAAGCAUACAGAGUAGUUCAAAACAGACUUAUUAAUCUGACAACAUGAAGCACCUGUGUGAAGCUCUUAAACUGGGGGUCAUGUCCACUGUCAGUGAAAACACCAUCUGUGGACACAGGCCCUCAGCCGGCUCACACUUCUCCUGAUCUCAGGGUAAAACCAGGGCUCUGAUUGGUGGUUAGGUGAUGUGAGGUGAUGUGUGAAAGUCCUCGGUAAAGUUUGAUUCUGUUGAACAUCGUUCUUCUCCGGGUUUUUCUGAUCGAGGAGGAGGAGGAGGAGGAGGAGGAGGAGGAGGAGGAGGAGGAGGAGGAGGAGGAGGAGGUUACCUGAAUUACCUGUCACCUGUGAUCAGGGCUGUAAAAUUCUCAGCCUGUUUAUAGACCAGAAGAAAACUAAGAGGAACUGAGUAGGAACAUGUUUCCUUUGAGUCGUUUCAGUCCGAACACUCAGGUGUGCUCUGAUUAUAGGGGCAGCUUUAUAACACAGGUCCUCAUAAGUGCAGUCGUAUAUCGAUGUGUGUAGUGUUAGCAUGUUUGCAGCGGUGCGUCACUCCGAUCUCUGUUGUGUAACGUUCAGUCCUCUGGUCUUCAGCAGCUCAGGUCCCAGGCCUGCAUCCAGAACCUCCUCUACCUUUCAGCUUUUAAUAAUAUUUAAUGUGCCGCAAUUUAAAGAACCGUCAGAAACCCGAACGCUGCCAGAACCGUCCUGAUUACACCCCCUGAGAUCUGGCGCUCUGCCCCCCCCACUCUUAUUGGCCUCGUGUUUAAAGAGUAAAACACAAACUAUUGUACGAACCUCUCCUGCGUGCAGUUUUCUGGGAACGCUCCCGGCCUUUUAGAGAGGAUAAGUUUGGCUUAGAGACGACUUCAGAGUCCUGGAAGAGGUUCAGCUGGACCAGAAUAGCUGCUCCGUGUCAGUUUUACAUACGUGUGCGAGAAUGCAGCUCAUAUAUCCAGGUUUAGGAGGGUUAUUAUGAGGAGAGGGUCCUUCAGGAGGACUCAGAGUCUGUAUGGGAACUUUUCAGCUCUGCUGUUUAUGGACCAAAUGUAUUUAUUUGAUUUAAACACUUUAAAAAACUUUACUUUAUAAAAAUGCUUAACCUAAGGGUAAACAAAGCUGUAAAAGAGUUUUAGUCACAUUAAUAAGACGCUUAAAAUAUGACCGUGAGAGUCUCAUCCAAGUGAAGAAAUGUCUUAUUUUAUAAAUGUUCAGAUGAUGUUUUCUCUUGUUUUUGAGAGUAUGAGUCAGAAGUUCAUGUGAUGGUCAAACUGGAGUCACUGUUGUUGUUGUUAUUGUUGUUGCAGACAGGGAGAAAACUCUGAACUUAGAAACACACAAAAUCCUCCGUCUGUGGAGAAACGUUGAUCAUGAGGUGGAAUAAAUCCAGAGAGUUUAUCGUUCAUUAAACUGUUUCCUGAAGCUUCUUGUAUAAAAACAGAAAAGAAAAAUCUGAACCAAAGAUGAGUUUCAGUUAAAGGAAUUAAACCCUAGAUGCGAACGAAAUAAGCGUAUUAAACAACUUUUAGUUUGUGUCAGAGCUCAUAACUCUAAUCUGGAGGAAACUCACUACACUCCGAAAUCUCAGUCUCUCUGUGUCCACCUGACGCUGACGAACACAGGUGAGAGCUGGAGCAGGUGAGGUCACAGCGAUGGACCAGCACAGCUAUUAGAUCCCGAAGCGAUACAGUGUGAUCUGAAACGGCAUGAAAUUAUUUGCAAUAUACAUAAUUGUGAAAAAACCAAUGUGAUAGAAACCGUGUUAUGAAAUGACAGGAUAUGAAGACUUGAAACGAUACAAUAAGAAAUUAAAUGAUUUAAAUUGAAAUGAUAUGAUUUGAUACAAUCUGAGACGAUGUUACAGUGACAUGAAAUGAAACAAUAUGAUAUGAAAAUGGAGAAAUGAUGAGAUGAUACAAAACGAAACUAUCUGAAAUGACACAAUAGAGUUCAAUAUGAAAUGAAACUGUACAAAACACUGUACUAAGACUGUCAUGCUAUGAUAUGAUUGACACACAUUAUGGUCUCCUCAGAGAAAUAAUUAAAUUAAACAUAAUUAAAAAAACAACAAUAACCUUUAAACAGAAUCAGAAGCAGACAGACCCUCAGUUUUAGUUUUUCGUAGAGAUCGUCCCGCUGCCGUUAUUUUCUUCUUCUAACAUCUGAGUUUUGCUUUGCUUGUCAAAUUCUCGGUGUUGCAGCAGGUAUAUUUUCCAUCGUCAGAGGUCAGAGGUCAGAGGUCAGAUACAGAAAUAGAAACUGGAAAUAUCCAAGGAAUCUCCAGCAGAAGUUUAAGAGGUUAUUUCUCAUAUUUCUCUGCACAGAUUAAAAAAUAACCUUCUUGUUGUCUCUCUUUUCUUCUCUGUGUGCAGAUUUCUCUCGUGAUGAAACUGAGAAAGGUCCACCUGUCCAGACGCACAGCCUCCGAGAGUUCGAACAGGUAAGACAUUCGCUCUCUACGGUCAUGUGACCCUCGCUGAUUUUAUAACGGGAUCCUGCAGAUCUGAUGGUUUUGGUUUCUGUCGGAAAAUUUUGAGCCUCGAGGCUCUGCUGUUGUUGUGUAAGUGUGUGUAACUGUGUGUGUGUGUGUGUGUGUGUGUGUGUGUCCGGGCUUGUCUGCGCUCUGUGGUAAUGACUGUGUAGGUGUGUUUGUGGAGAUGAUGUGGAGAUGAUGUGGCAGCUGAAACCCUGGAUGAGUCAAAGAUCUUCCUCCUCCUCUCCUGUCAGUCUUCAUGCUGUAAUUCUCUUCCUCAUUAUAGACACACCUACAUGGAUUAUAAAGACGCUGAUAAUCCAGGUUUUAUAGAUAAUCCUCAAUCUGAAGUUUUGUCCUUUGUCCUAUUUAAUCUCAACACCAGGACUGUAGGAGUGGAUCUGCUGUGGUCGGAGCUCUAAAAAAUGGAGCUUCUCUGACUUCUAACAACAGAAAUCCAAAGACUCAGUAGAAACACCUGAAGUUCUGGUUCUUCACCUGUUCUUGUCAAAGAUCCUUCAUGUAGUUCUCACGGUGAAGGUCCAGGUCAGACCUUAAGUCAGUUUCCUGGAUGCAGACCUGGACCCCCACACGCAGACUCAGAUUUGGACCAAUCAGGCGUUUUAAAUCCUGAGGCCACACAGCCAAACGUCCGCUCUGCACUUUCUCCUCUGGUUCUGGUUCUGAGCCACACUAAUGGAUUCUGGGAUGUGAGCCAGGUGCAUUAUGGGUCUGAUAUAACUCUGGAGGUGCUCGCUGUGAUUACUCCGUCCCCCCUUUUAGAGCGGGACAGAGCUCUGGUUGAAGUUCUGCAGAGACCGGUUUGUGUUUGGUGGAUUCUGUGAAACCUGAAGGAGAUCAGAUCUGGAGACUCUGUGAUUCUUUUCCUAAAUGACGGUUAAACUCUGUAAAUGGUGGUAAUUUAAACCAUGAGUAUCAGGCCCACGGGUCUUAGAGGAUCUGCUGUUCCCACUCAUGAAGAUCUGGUCCUGAGGGAGCUCUGCAGAAACUCCUCUGAUCGGGUCAUGAGUAAAGAUAUUCACGGCUCUGCAUCUCUGACUGUUUUCAGUUCAGAUACACACUCUGCUCAGAGAAACACACACACGAAGAUUACACACAACACCAGUGUGAGUGAGAGCCGACUGAAGAGUGGGAUCUGUCACUCAGGAUAAAAACACAGAUCAGGAGGUGUGUGUGUGUUCGCCUCAGCUGUGCUAGUUACUGAAAAAUAUUUACUAGUUAUUUAGGUGGUCUUUACACGAGUACGAAUUUGUAAGAAACGGUAAAAUAAACUAUUGAUCUGGUGAUAUUGACACACGGAGACGUGUAUUCGUCCAUGACUCCGCCUCUUUUUUGAAAACGGGUCUGCAGGUGGAUAUCUGGGUAUUCGUCUUCACGCCGUCGUGUGUGUGACAACCCACAUUGUCACACACUCAGCAUGUAUUUAUGCACAUUCUCUGUUAUUCUCUGUUUUUGGUGCUUUGUGGUAAUUUCACAGCGUCACCUUUAGGCCGGGCGUAUGAACUACAGGAUUUUGCGUUGUCGUGUAAAUGCACUAAGCCUCUGUACAAUAUGAUGUGUAAACAGCGAUAGAUGUUUUGGUGCCGACGCCAAGACAAUACGGGGUCGUCCUCGUGUGAGGAGAGUCUCAGUAAAAAAGUAACUCAGUUAGUGAAACCAAAAAGUAAAGUGUUACUGAGAAAGUCAUUGUUUAUGUUAAACGUUCUUCAAAUGCUCCCAUUAUAUGAAGGUGGAUCGAUUAAGUUCAUUUUAAUUCUGUCCUGAUACUGAAUAAAACAAACUGUUGAUUAAAACACUCGUUUAAAUUCAUUUACAUCCACGUCACUGAAUCUAUUCUGAAUAUGAUCACAAACACAAACCUCGACAAACUUUAGAAUAACAGCCUGAUGUCGCUAAAGAAGAGCAAACUAAACAAUUAAACAAACCGUGUUUUUGUUUAUCAAGUUGUUCCUGGAUAUAGAUCCGUCUUUCCAACUCCAACCGCUGCUCGGGUGGAGUGGGCGUGUCCUCGCUGCUGUGACUCUCGGUCGCGGAUACUCUGUUAGCCGCCUCAGCUGCUAACUUUGUCGGAGCACGCCACUCCUCUCGGUGCUUCAGUAGAUUUCUGUUGCUCGAUUUUUGACCCGAGACUCAGUUUACAUGUUACUGAAAUGUUGAUUUUGCUCUUGAGUUGAAUAUCAUGUGAGUACGUCCAUGAAGAGAAACUUAUCCUACCCUUCUCGCUCGCCAUCACGCCGUUCCCUGACCUGUCCAGUCCUCUUCAUGGCGCAUGUUUGAUUACGUUUGUGACGUCGGAGGGUGACGAGUGUUUUGUUUUUCCAAUUCAAUUAAACUUUAUUGAUCACUCAGAUGUUAUAGGAACUGUGUGCCGAUGUAAAACAAAAAGGAACAGAGUAACUGAUUUUUAAAAAAACAACACGUUAGAUUAUCAGUGACUGAAUAAAGUAACGCCGUUACUUCCCAACCUGAGGACAGACGCUCUAAAUUAUGUGUUUUUUUUAAUGUUAAGAUGUUUCUCUCAGUUUUGUCCAUUUUCUUGUUUUUAUCCUCGAGCACAUUCCUCCUUCAGGCGUGUUUUUGGUUCUCUGCAGAAUCUCCGUGUCGCUGAUUCAGUCUUCAUGCAGAUCGGCUCUCGGUGAUCGAUCCAGAAUAUGGAGAUGUUUGUUUUUUUUGUUCCCCCUGAAGCGGUGGAGAGGAGGCAGAGCGCCGAGCUCUUGGCCGCCUCCUUCGAUCCGACAUUAGUGCGUGGAGGGAACAGCAGCUCCUCUUUGAAGUUCUCCUCGCUCUCCCGCCGAGGGAUGGAGGGAUGGAGGGAUGAGUCAUGGUUUCUGCAGACGGAGGAACUUAAACAUCGGCUUCGAAUGGAGGGAUGAGAUAAUAGACGGACUGUUGAUGUCUGAAUUACAGUCGAUACGCUGCAGAUACACAUUAAAGGGCCAGUCCGUGUUUUUUUUGUAUGUUAUGGCUGCAUUGUUCACUCAUUCAGUGUCAGCUUCAUUUAUAACAUUUUCACAAUAGAAGUUUCUGUAUCUUUCAGGACACACAGAAUAUCUCGUGUUUGGACUAAAAUUCAGUGAAAUAUCUCAAAAGACAGGAGUGAUUCUCGUCUUUCACCAGAAACAAAAGUGAGUCUCUAACCCGCUCCUGUCUUUAGUUAUUGUCUGCUCACUGCAGCGUGGUCGUAUCGCCUUUGCCGAUCAGGAAAAAACACAUUUUUACGAUAAAGCAGAACUCUGAUCGUCUUUUUCAUUUCACUUCAAACUACUUUACCGCUGGCAUCAAGCUCCUCCCUCCUCAGAGAUCACUCAUGGCUCUCAAGAUAUUGAUUGGUCGCUUUGUGACCUGACGAUGCGACGCAAACCACAGACUGCUCGAGUCCUCCUUGCUGGGACUGUCGCAGAAUUCUGGCUCAGUCUCGCUCACCAGUAUCGGCACCGACGGCACAACGACACGCCGGAAAAUCGUUUCUUUGAUUGUCUGCUGACGAUGUGAAGGUCCAGUUCUGGGAUCUCCAAUGGAGCCAGAGAGACCGUUAAGACCGUUAGCUCCUGGCUAAUGACUUCGGCAUUUUCCGACUCUCCACAACUCGGCUAACUGGCACACUUCUCACUGUUCAGUACUGUUCAGUAUGGCGUAUCUGUCGGCUUCUGCGUUCAGAACGACCACAAACUUAGUCGCAUGUUAGAGAGGAGCGCCCUCCAGUGGAAAACAAAAGAACUAAAAAAUCCGUCUGUGGUACUGAAUGAGUUAAUCGAGGUCCGAUGAGAAAAUAACUUUAAAUUUUGCUCGACUUAAGCGUGAUGUUCAGCGUCAGUCUGAGCCAAUUGUUGAAGAGAAAUGGACGAGUUAACUCGGGACCAUCUGAACCGUUUCAGAUGUUCCACCUAAGUUUCUGGAAGUUCUUUGGAGACCUUCACCAAACACGAUGUCCACAGCGAUGAGUCUCUCCCUCCGUCUCUGCUUUCAAUUCAGACGGCGAGAAAACUGGCGUGAGGCGACUGAGAACCUCCACGUUGAGAUCUUCGCAGCAGCAGAUCAGCAGGUCUGAUUUAUUAGAUUUCCAUCUGGAGAGUUUACAGCUCCGAGUCUGAAACGAUAACAAACAGAAACAAGUGCUUCUUAAUAAAGAGCAGAGACGUGACGGUCGGAGUCCUGUCGGAGAAAGUUUCCACUUUUUGACGGAGCAGAUUAAAGUUUGUGACCUCUCUGCGGUUUCACGUUAAGUUCUCCUGACAGUGGAGACGUUUGUUGGUCCUCUCGUCGUGCGGGUUAUUGAAUCCAGGUUAUAAAUGUGCAGUUUGUCCUCUCUCCACAUUCACGUCAGUUUAAAGUCGGCGGGUUUGGAGGAAACUGGAACCUGCCAGAGCUGCGUUUGUAGCUGUCAAACAUCCUGGCUCUGCCGUCCUGAGGUUUCCAAAAAAAGGGGGAAAAAUCCUCCAAUCAAAAGUCCCCGUUCUCGAAUGGCCUUUAUUAGUCCACAGGAGAAAUUGGAAGCACAUGUCUGCCUAUGAAUGUGGAUUCGAACCGACCGCAGAGACACUUAGAUUGAUAGAAGAAGGGGGUGGACGGGCUCUAAUUUCUGCCAUUAAAACCUCAGGACAAAUUAGGGUUGUUAAUCUGUUAUUCUGCCCUCGCUCUCACUGCUCACUUCUACAAAAGCCACAUUUGCUAUGAAAGGUCUGUCAGAGCGGGAUUACUGUUACCACCACGCUGUCUGUAAUGGAUCUGGUCUGGAUCAGAAUCCAGACCAGAUCCUGCUGCAGCUGAAGUGUGUGUGUGAUUAAAAACGACACGUUUCCUUUAAGUCUCUUUAUCAGCGCCGCCGCCGGGGUUCAUCUCCUCCUCCUCCUCCUCCUCCUGCUUCUUCUUCUUCUUCUUCUUCUGCUGCUCUACGAGUUUUUGUUGUGGCGUCAGAAAAUAGGUCAGAAUACUGUGUGUGUGUGUGUGUGUGUGUGUGUUCCACCCUCCAGCUGUUUACGUCGCUGAUAUCUGCAGCUCUGCAGGAGAACGUCAGGAACAGAGGAGCAGAGAUGUUUAGAGGAGCAGACAUCCUCUCACCUCAGAUUUCAGGUUUUAAGUUCAUGCAUGAAUCUGAGGAGUCGGAGCUGCUGCAGAUUUGUCUAAUUUUAGCUGAAUGGUGGUGGUGGUGGUGGUGGUGGAGGGGCAUAAAAGCCAGGAUGAAUCCAGCAGCUCCAACCAGCAUGAAUGAGCUUUAAACACAGACCCCCAAAACCUAAAUUCAGCUGCAUGUGUAAAUAAAUGUAUUUCUGAGGAUGAUGAUGAUGAUGAGGAGGCGUCAACCAGACACGUAGUCAUCUAAUCAUAUAUGACAUGUUCUAGUGCCGUGUAUGGGGAAAAACAGACGCAUGUUUUCAUUGUUGUUUUGACGUUAAUUUCCACAUAAAGCCUGAACAGUCAGCCUUUUUGUCUUUUUCUCCAGAAUCUCCUGCGUUUCUUUGUCAAAAAUAGAUUUAAAUUAUCCGUCUUUCUUACUCAAAUCUGGUCUGAGGGAAAGAGGAUUUAGGUCCUCAAGAAGAGAGAAAAAAUUAAUCACAGGAGGAAGAUUUUUUUUAUUUUCAUUUCAAUUUAAAGUCGGAAUUACGGGGAUAAAGAAAUUUAAAAAUGUCUUGAUUUCGACUUAGUUCAUUUCUGAUUUAAUCUCAAAAUUUUAAUUUUUUUAAACUUGAAAUUUUGAUAUUCAAGAUAUUUGGACAUUUUGUAAUCUCAACAUUUUGACUUUAAUAUUGAAAUUUCAAGAUUUAAGUUGAAACUUGAAAAGUCAAAAUUUCAACUUUAUUCAUGUCGACUUUAAUCCAGAAAUUUUGGCUUUUAUCCCAAAAUUUUGACUUUAAUCCAGAAAUUUUCCACUUUGAUCUAAAAAUUUCGACUUUAAUCUCAAAAUGUUAAUUUUUCAAUCUCAAAAUAUCAACUAUAAUUUUAAAAUUUGGACCUUAAACCCAAACUUCGACUUUAAUCUCCUUCCUGUUAAUGUUAUUUUUCUCUUUAUGUGGCCCUAAUCCUCUUUGGACUGAAGACGUCAUUAAACUGCAUUCAUAUUUAGUUUCCUAACAGAACCAGAUUCGGACCUCUGAACAGAUCCUGUCCUUCAAUCCAAACCCACAGAGUCGGAUCAGUGAAGCUCCUCAGAGUCUUCAGAUAAAAUCUAACGUAUAAAAGUGUGAAGAUGUUAAAACAGGAGUGAUGGUGGAGGGAGAGGAUGAGAGGAGUGUUUGGAAACCAGAGGAGAGGUCAGAGACGUCUGUGGAGGACGAGCGAACAUGAACAUGACGAAGAGUUUUCUAUGAGAGAGUUUGUUUUAGGAGGGAGAGACAGAAACAGCUGAUCCAGAGAGAAAAGGACGAGGACGAUGACGAGGUUUAAGAAAGAAAGAAAGAAGAGUCUGUUUGUUCUCCUGAUGCCCACUCUCCUCUCCUGAAGUCUGAUCCUCAUUUCCUCCUCUGGGAUUCUCUCUAAUCUCCCACCAAGAAUAGAUACUGAUGCUCGGACGUCUGUCUGCGCCCUCUCCGACCUUCACUGUAAAACAUCCUCCGUCAAAUCAGAGUCCCACGUUUCUAUGUGAGCAGAAAAACUGCAGAGAUGACCGAGUUUUCAAACCACCGUAAAAACUCAAUCACUUAAAUAGGUCGACUGAAUAUUUCUCCUCCUGCUUUGUGAGGUUGAGAACUUUAAAGUUCGUGCGGUCCUACCUUUAGUCAGUUAAAGCGUAGUGACCGAGGUCAGAGUCUCGUCUCAGAGUGGAGAUACUAAAGAAAGAGUUCAGGUCGACUGAUACGCCAAAGAAGAGUCUGAAUGUGUUCAUCACAGCUCUGCUCGGUCUGAACUCUGACAGAGUUACAGUAAGAAGUCAAACCUGGACGACAGAAUCAGAGUCAGACGCUCAGAUUUAUCUCAGUGAAAACUCGACGUUGAAAUAUCGCUCAGCUGCUCUCUACAAAUGUCCAACACAUCCUCCUCUCCAUCAGAGCCAAAGAGUGUGAAGGUUGGGUGUCUGUGUUUGAUAGAGCAGCAGAGUUUUGGGACGCUCCGCCGUGUUGAGUUAGAGUUUUUUUUAGAGUGUAUCCGGUGGACGAGCUGAUGAGCGUUAAUGGACGUGCUGACAGUCAGGAGUCUGUUUUCACCGCAGCUGCAGCAGCACUCAGACGAUCAAUACAGCAGAUCAGCUUUCAGCACACACACACGCGCACACACACACACACACACACACACACACACACACACACACACACACACACACACACACACACACACACACACACACACACACUAAUUGUUGGAUGGAUGACGUUUUCUGCUCUUCAUCAAAUUUGUCCUCAAAUCUUCGGCGUGUGCGUUGUUCAGGCUCAGAGUGUUAUGUCUUGUAUCACAUGACGGCGCCGACAGCUCGUCUUUAUCACCAAUAAGUGAAACCAGCGACAACACGCUGAAAAAAAGGGAUUUAAGGAAAGGAAAACAGCCUUGGAUUAAGGAAAUAAGUCUGAUUAUUUGUACAAAAAGAAUAUUAAUCUUGUCGAACAUGUCUGGUGUUAGAAAAAUGAUCUAAUUUUAAAGAAAAUGGCUUUUUCUUGAUAAGAUAUUCGAACUAAUUUUGAGUUGAGAUAUGUACAACUUCAGAAUUUAAGAACGCCAUAAAACAAGAACAGUUGAUUUAGUUUUAUUAAGAUUUCUACUGCAGGUCGUCUGAACCUGAGAGAAUCUGCUGCCUCAGACAUGAUCUGACAUAUAAAGAUGUCAGGAGGCGAGUCUAAUAAUACAAUGACCAGAUGGAAACAACAAAGAACAACAAAGAACAUUCUUACUUGUGGAAUUAAAAAUAUAUAUUUAAUGAGAGUGUUUUAGUAUCUUGAUUUAAGACAACGUCACUUAUAUUUGCCGUUUGAACUUCUGUCAUGUUCAUUAAUAAUCCCAGAUUAAGGUGUUUUUGCUUGAAGUUCAUUCAUACAAGAGACUAAAACUCUCAUUUUAACUUCAUCUUCAUUUUUCAUUGUUUGCUGUAGAAAAAAUAAAUAUCAGAUUUUCUGUCUAGUUUUAAGUUUCAUUGACUGUCAGGGUCAAGAAAUUUGUCCUAAUUUUGAGAAUUCUUAAAUUUUACCCCAUCAGCAGAUUUUUUUUGCUUGAUACGAGAUUAUUUGAUUGAAUAUGAGAAUAUUUUGCUUCUUUCUAGUCGGGCUGUUUUUGCAUGAAUCACAGGAGUCUGAACACAUCAGCUGUUGGUUUAUUCAUAUACUAGGAGGGAGAGAGUUUUUGUUUAUUCCAUCAAAUAUACAUACAGUUCAGUUUUAGACGAGAAAUUCCCCUUUUUUUGGAGAUCGAAAAGGAGGAGGUAGAAGCUGUUUAGCUUCUACCUACCUUCCCUCAUUCCUUCCUGUUCAUUGACUUUUUACAUGUCUCUCAAAUUUUAGGAUUUCUUAAGUCGCCAAAAAGUAACUAAAGCUCCAAAUUCUAACAUGAAUAAGUUACAAAUCAUUAAUACUGAGAUAUGAGCAUAUUAUAUAUUAAGUAUGAAGUUUGAUGGUUUAAUAUGUGUCUUGUCCUUUCCAAAAUACCUAUACUCCUAACAUAGUUUAGUCCAUUUUCACCCCUAAAAAGUUACUAUUAUACACCCUUCCUAUCUCAGUAUUAUCAAUACUCACUUCACCCUCUGUAUUUGAUUGAAUUUGUCUCUUUCCAAACACUGUGAACUUUGUCUCAGUCAUGAUUAGGGAGAGUUUAUCCUCAUUAAACCAUCAUUUCAGUUUACUCAACUCCUCUGAAGUAUCCUUAGACGACAAAUCACUGAAAAGGAUUUAAAAAAUGAAGAAACUCCUGAUUUUAGGGUCUAAAAAUAACCGUCUAAAAGCUUCACUUGAACUCUUUAACUUGUAUUAUAUCUCCACUUUCUCUGGGUUCGAUUAAAAUGUCUGAAAAAGGACUAAUUCCACUUUUCUGGAGAGCGUUGGUUCAGAGAAAUCCCCGUCAAACAUCUAUAUCAGUAUAUUUUUACAGCUUUUGUGUUUACAUUCAUGUGAGAGCCUCAUAAAGAUGUCACCAUCUUCAUCCUGCUGCAUCUGAGCACGCUCAGAGGCCGCUCACAUGCUGCACCAGCGCCACCAUCUGGAGAGGCAGAGCGAGUGAGAGUCAGACUUUGUUAAUUGAUCCCAGCCGUCUGCAAUAAUUCGCCGCUCCUCUCCGGCGGGUCAGAGACGACAUAUUGACUUGAUCAGGGCGUCGGUCAUGGAUGAUAAUUGUUGGGUUAACGUGUUGGCUGAUCUGCUCCCGGCGUUAACUCCGAGUCCGCCUGCAGGAUUAACGUCACACCUGACAGACCCGGGUUUUCCUCCUGGACCGCUCCUGUCUCCUUUUGUUCCUGGAAAGUCUGCAGGAACAUCAUGAAGGGACGUCACAGCGGCAGAUCAUCUCCAACACGGAUGGUUCCUCCCUGACUCUCUCAGGGGCUGUGUGUGUGUCUGUGUGUGUGUGUCUGUGUGUGUGUGUUGGACAGUGUGUCCCAAAGCUCCAUUGUGUUUCCUCCAGGAUUAUAUUUCACCAUCUGCCCUCGGUGGAGCCCACAGAUCAUGUGGAAACGGUUACAAACAAAAGGCCAAAGAAGAAAAAAGACGUAUUUUUAUGAAUCGUUCUUCUACUUAGUGGUCGGCCGGAUCCUGCAAUUACACCGACAGUAGAGUCAGUCUUUAACGGCGAGGUCAGAGAGGCAGAGAAACCGCAGUCUGAGCACGCUCUGUGCUUCUGACCAAUCGCCCUCAGAGGAAACAGUCCGGCGUGGAAAAGACGCUCGGUGUCAAUGUGACGUUAGCGUGACUGAAACCACGAUUCACGCUCAGGGGAAACGGAGAAGUAUGAAGGGACCAUUGAGGACGAAGACUGGAGUGACGGGCUGCGGUUCGAGCUGAGCCGGGCUCGUCUAUGUGGACAAACUCACAGGGUGAAUCAGUAACUCUUAGUUGAGAGCGUCCUGCUGAGAUCGGCUCCGCCCCCUCGUGUUGCUGAUAAAGGAUGGAUGUCAUUUAAAGCUCUUUUAGUUCGAUUAUAAUCAUGUAUAGUUUCAGAAAAUUGAUUUCACUGUCGAGUUUGUUACACAGAAAUUGGUGAGACGUAGGGCUGAACGAUAAACCGAAAAUUCACCAAAACUGACGCCAAUAUUGAUUUGAGGACAGAUCGCCCAGCCCUUCAGUUAAGACUGGAAUCUUUUAAAGCAGCAAACUCGAUCAUCCUGUCGUAUCCUCCUCAAUUAACGCAGAAAAAAAUCUUUAAAAUGAACCUCAUCAGGUCUGUCUGGACUUUUGGACACAGCCCCCAGUGGACACUUGAAGAACUGCAGUUUUUGUUGCAUUUCUGGGGGGUACCGCUCGGUUUUGAUCCAUAAUUAUGCUGCGUUCCAGUUACUUCGGAAGUCAGAUGUCAGAGCUGGGAAUGACGGAACACUCAAGUUGACGGCGUUUCAGUAAACAAGUAGGAAAACCAAGAUGGAUGCCUACUGUUAGCAGUUGUGAGUUGUUGUUAGCUAUACCAUACUAUAUAAAUAUACUAUACUAUAUUGUUUUUAAAACAAUCAAAGUCUACGUUCACACUGCAGGUUCUGAUGCACAAUUUGGAUUUUUUCUUAAAUCCGAUCUUUUUGUGUGGUCGUUCACAUUACAACAACGAAGGCGUCAUCUAAUGUGAACAGAACACGUCCGUGAAGUGACCCCCAUGCGCACAAAGCACAAAUAUCUUUCCACUCCUGUUUGUGUUGUCGAACAAUGGUGACGUUUGUCUCAUAUUGAUGACGUAAAGGUCGGAUGAACGCGACCUGAGCGUCCACACUGCAGUCACAUCAGAUACAUAUCUGAUUUAUAUCCACAUACAGAAGAGGCCUGGGAGGAUUAGAACCAAUCAGAAUUGACCUGUUCACACUUAGAUGAAAACAUCAGAUAUGAGUCACAGAUGGUUAAAAAAUCAGAAUUGACCUGAAAUGUGAUCAUAGACUAAAAUCGACCUCUGCAGUGAUCGUCUCAGUUAUCAGACACUGAAAUAACGAGCGGAGCAGGAAUGAUGACUUUGAAGAGGAAACCUUCGCAGCCAUGUCGUGUUUUACAGCUUUUACAGACUGUUUCAGGUAAUCGACACGAGCAACUUGGAAACUCCUGCAUUCAGGAAUUUUUACAGUAUUUUUACUUCGGCUCAGAGACGUUUACAAACCCAGAGAAGAAGAAACCUGUGGAACUGUCAGGACGUCUGCUCCGUAGGAUUUUGUGGGACCAGAAUCUUCAUGUUCUCGCUCAUCAUCAGUGAGAUGUGAGCUCUGUUCCCUUAUCUUGUUGUUCAGAUUUUGGUCCUUCUCUCCUGCUGCGAGAACAUUUAUAAGGAUCAAACUGAUCUGGUUGGAGAAUGUGAGCCGCAUUCAGAGCCAGGGAUUAAACUCUGAAUAUUUUGGAAGAACUCCGAAGGAACAAAAUCUUUUGAAAGCCGAAACACAUGAAGGACAUAAAACUCAGACGUGGAUACAGCGCUCCUAAAUCCUGGGAGAGCGGCAGAGGUUUCGUGGUCCUCUGGCAGCAGAGAUGCGUCUCUAUCAAAAACACCUACUCAUUAAAGAGGAAAUUGAAUGUGGGUUUUUACAACUCUCCCCGUGUAUCUCCUAAACUCUGGGCUCUGAUUGUCGGAGGUGUGUUUCCCAUCAGCCGGCUGCUUGUUGUAGCUUAUUACUGACGCUCUGACUGAUGGUCUCCAUUUGUUUUUGUUUUAUAGAGUCUCUCUGCGGGCUGCUUAAUGGCCAGAUCUGCGUGUAAUCAAAGCCACGGACUUUUCUCUCACAGAUAGUUUCAGCAGAGCUCCGUCUUUGUCUCUCUCUCUCUUUUCUCUCUUUUCUCUGUUGGGAUGUUUUAUAAAAGGUUGUGAAAGAGCGACAUGUGCGCAGCAGACCUCCCCUCCCUCACAUACCAGAGAGAGCUCAGCCACUUGCCAGAGAGGAGGGAGGAAAGGAGGGAGGAAAGGAGGGAGAAAAAAUGUUUGUCUGAAAAAAGAAGAAGAAGAAGAAGAAAAUCGGCGUCUUUACACACCCAUGUGUCAUCAUUUAUUUCCAGCGCAGGGUUCCUGGAAUCAGACGGGGGUGUUGAGUCGCAGCGUUUUUCUGCAGGGACAGGUGCUUUUCGGUAAAAGCCGCUGACUUCUCAUCAGUGAUUGAGGGCGUCUGUAAAUGGAAUAAUUGUUAGCAGAAAUGAAGAAGGAAGACCGGGAGCUGUGAGGGAGACUCCUGAUUUUCAUCAGCUGCUUGAUUCUCUCCUCCACAUCAUCUAUCCUCUUCUCCUUCACUCUCGGCCCGUCAACCUGAUUUUAGAGCAGAUUAGACGUCGCACACUCUUGUUCUUCCAUCCAACAUGACUUGGCGAUAAAUAACAGAGUUUAUUCCAAAAUCUGAUGAGACUCCCUGACGUUUUUAUUUAUUACAAAUCGUACAAAACUGCACAACAGCGGUGAAAAUCUGAAGGUGAUUUAUGACCAAAAACCCAAGAGAACGAGAUCACAGAUUUUAGUUUCCUUGAGAAAGUGUCUGAGUUCAGCCGUAGAGGUAACGCCAGAAGAUGAAACACCUGGAGGCAGCUCAAAGUGGACUCAGUACAUCACAUCUAAGUGAACGAGUCGAGAUGGUUCAGACGUCCAUCUAGGAGGACUUCUGGGUCCUUCUAAACGUCAGUCUGACCUUGGCGUGGUAAAGGGAUGACUGUAACAGGAUGGAAAUGGAUGGAUGUAAACGGUCCUCAGAUCUUUCUCCUGUUCUUCUGUUAAAGCCUCUCAGAGCAGAUGUUUGGAGAAAUCAGCGAAGAUCCUUGAUAAUUGUGAGACGAGCUGAAGCUCUUUUUGUUGCACCUUGUUGUAAAGAUGGCCGACUUGAAACGGCGUGUAUGUUGGAGGUCUGCAGAAGUCAGCUUCGUGACUUCUUUGAAAGUCCUGAUCUUGCAGUAUUCCUGGGUUUUCCCUGAGAAUAUUUCCCAUCAUGCUCCAGGUGCAAAUUAACAAAAAAGGAAAACAAACAGAGGCAGCUUUUGUCCACGUAUUUGCAGAGAUAUUUGUGUGUUUUCUGCUCAUGACAUUCUGACACAUCAGCAGUGAGAAGUUUUAGUCUCAUUGUAAACUGACCUCAGAUUAGAGACGGACGCCUCUCCUCCAAUCAGAUCCGGGUUUUUGUCUCUGGCGGUGGUGAUGGGGGUCUUAAACAGACCAGGAGGGUCUCUCUCUGCUUUAACAGCUCGGCUCUGAGUGUCCUCUCCAUCCUGUGAAAAUAUUUGCUCCUGUCAGUGAAACAUGAGGAUUGAACCAUCAAACUGAAGAGCAGCUCGCUGCCUUCGCCCCCUGCUGGGUCAGGUUUUAGAGCUGGACUCGGAGUCCUGCAGAAGUCUCAAACAGAACCUCUUCUGUCCCACAUGUGUGGACCACAUGAUGUUAAAACAGAGAAAAAGACUUUAAACCGUUUUUUUUUUUUCUGAGGUAUGAAGGUUCGAGACAGUAGAGCGGUGAGUCAUCGUCACUGCAGCUUCUGAUUAUUUACACCAAACAAAAACUGACAGAACUGACUCAGACUGGAUACGAACAUUUUUCUUUAAAUACAGGAAACAGAGGGACACCUUCUUUUCAAAUUGCAUAUUCACUUUAACUGUCCACUUUCACACUUGUAUGUUGUUUUUAUUUAUUUUAAUUGUGUUUCUAACUGUGUUUUUAUGCCCUGUACAGUGUCCUUGAGUGUUCAGAAAGGUGCUUUUAAAUAAAAUGUAUUAUUAUUAUUAUUAUUAUUAUUAUUAUUUACACUUAACAGACUAAAAAAAAAACAGGGGAAACUUUGUUUACAAUCAACAAACAUAAAAAUAACCAGGGGGCACUUUGUUUACACUUAACUUACGAAAAAUAAACAGGGGAAACUUUGUUUACAUUGAAUAGACUAAAAAAUAACCAGGGGGCACUUUGUUUACAUUUUAGACACUAAAUUUGGAACCAAAGGCCACUUUGCUAAUGUUUCUUACAUAAAAAAAGCAACUAGUGGAGCUUUGUUUACAUUUUAUUCACUACAGAGCAUUCAAGAAGGCACCUUGUUAACAUUUUAUCCUUUAUAGAGAAACCAGGAGGGACUUUAUUUAUAUUUAUACACACACAAAAAAUAACCAGGCGGCGCUUUGUUUACAUUUAACUGACUAAAAGAACACCUGGGGGACACGUCAUUUACAUCUUAGCCAAUAAGAGAGAAAAUUUAGGAUAUUUGUUAACAUUUAUUGUGUUAAAAAGAUAGCAUGGGGGCUCUUUUUACUUUUAAUGCACUAAAAAAGUAACCAGUGGGCGCUCUGUUUACGUUUUAUUCACCAUAGAGCAUUUAAGAGGGCACCUUGUUAAGAUUUUAUCAUUUUAUAGAGGAACCAGGAGAGAAUUUCUUUACAUUUAUACACAAAAAGAGAUACCAGGGGGGCUUUGUUUACCUUUAAUUGACUGAAAAAGCAACUAGAGGACACUGUGUUUAUAUUUUAGCCAGUUAAAGUGGAACUUAAGGGCAUUUGUUAACAUUUAAUACACUAAAAAAACAACCAGGAGAGACUUUCUUUACAUUUGUAUUAUAAAAAAGCAACCAGGGUUGUUUUGUUUACGUUUUAUCUUAAAUGAGCUCCUGGUAGGUGCCUUGUUUCUUUUUAAUACUCAGUCAAGACGUCAAGGAAGCACUUUGUUUACAUUUAACCCCCAAAGGAACUCUUCGGCGCUUGUCUUUGGUAUUUACAUCAUUUAUUGUACAGAACUUGAUCCGUUGUAAAAACAGUGAUGGUGUUAAAACGCUGUAAAAAUGAAUGUUGGUGUUAAUUCUCUGCAGUUUUCUCUCUUCUCUUAUACCGUCCUGUUUAUUGUGGCGUGUAAAAUCAAAACUGUGAGAGCCGCUUUUUGCAGACUGGAGUCGUAUGGUUAUUGGCGAACUCUGCACACAUGCAUGUAAAUUUGGAGGGUCUGUCCAGCUGUUGAGUAGUUUCAGAUAUUCCUGAUUAUUGCAGAGCUUUACUGCUUCAACGUUAUAUUUUAUUGUUUAAUUUCAUUGUUAAAAUCACUUUUCUUUGUUUGUAUUUUUUCUGCAGACCAAAACUUUAAUCAGAUGAAAAAGGAACUCCGUCUAAAAAGUUUAAUUUUGCUGUUUUUAAUCGGCUCAGACCGAACAGUUUUUGUUUAAAACAUGUUGCAUUGAAGAGGAACUAAAAAGUUAUCUGUGUUUUACCCGACACUAGUGGACUCUGUGGUUCUGAGUUAAAUCCUGCAGGAGGUUUCUAAGCGGUGUAAAGUUGACCUCGCAGAGAUAGCGUGUUGCUGCAGGGCGCUCAGGAUUGGCAGGUAACUAACAAACCCAGAAGGCUGAAUGUGGCCUGGCUCGGCUCAGCCAGUGUUGAGUAAUGCUGUUAGUAAAUACCAGGCCAAUUACCGCUAACGAGGGCCUAAUUGGAACCAGAUGAACAUUUAUUGAAUUUGUCAGAGAAAGGUAGAGUGAAGAUAGCUAAUGAAGUGCAGCCGCAGAGCGAAACUCAGCUGGCAGUGCCACCAUGUUUUCAUGUUUGUGGUUUUAGACUCGUUUAAUUCUGCAGAGACAUUCAAAUAAAACCGGAGAGGAAAAGGUCAAAGACUUAAUGAAGCUCUUUGUUUGUACAAAAGUCUGAAAAAAACAGGAAAAUUCACACUCAGCGAGGAAAAGUCGAUGUGACCCAAAAAUCUGAAAAAUGUCUCAUCUUCACACGACUCAAAGCCGCCAAACGUCAAACGUCUCUUCAGUCCUCCGAGUAAUUAUAUGUUUUUCUGCUUCACACAAAGACGGACUGACACAGACACACACUUGAACACACACAUCUGUUUGCACACAUGUUGUUGGUUUCUAAACAUGGGAAAGAAAAGCGGUGGCAUCAGUAAAUCUUGGAGUUAUUUCUCUUUUUGGUUCAUGUUUUAUCGAGGGUGACCAUUCGCCCUCUUUUACCCGGACAUGUCCUCUUUUUAGGGGGCUGUCCCGCCUUGUCUGGGGGUGUUCAUAAAAUCCUCCAAGUGUCCACAACUUUGUACGGAAGUUUCGAGUUUGUGUCACGUGAACUUAUCGAGAAGCGCAUAAAAGAUGUUCAAUCCGACCCGAAAAUUAACUUUGUGCGACUCCAUGACUCCGCCCACGUAGCUGCGUCCUCUUUUUGGCAGGUCAGAAUAUGGUCCCUCUAGUUUUAUCAAACUGUAGCAUCGUUUAAGUUUAUUCUCUUCACAGAACAUGUUGUUGUUUUUUGUCUCGUACUUCUACAACGUUAAGUCCAGUGUCCUCAAGUCUUCAUCUGAAAUGAUCCCUGCAGGGUCAUUUUCACAUCCUGUCCUCCCCUAAACUCUCUCUCAGCUCAAAAACAACUUUAUUUUCACUCUAUGGUCGUCACACAGUGAUAUACAGACCACAACAACGACCCCUGAUAGCAGCAAGAACAUCCACCGCCGCUCCAAACAUCGAAUCAGGACACGCUCAGAGUCAAUAUUGGAGCACCGCGUCACACUUCUGUGCAAACACGACCCGGAGGAGUCGAAAACUCUGACCUCUGCCCUCAUUCGUACCCGCAUCUCGCUCUUUUCUCCCUCCAUCCUUUCUCCAUCACGUCAUCCACUCCUCCUUUUUCACCCCCCCCGCCUCUCUGACUCAUUAUCGUCGCUUCUCAUCCUGCCAGCUGAUGGUUGAGUGCAGCGAGGCCCUCGGGCGCCGCUCUCUGUCCCUUUGAUUUCCAUCCACAGACAACAGAAACCAGGGCGCUCGUCCAGUGUACACAGAGCAUGCUCACACAAUACGUGUGUGUGUGUGUGUGUGUGUGUGUGUGUAGUCGCACUGUACAUACACUGUAGGCCAACACAAACAUCAGCAGAGUCGAGGCCAUUCAUGCACACGUCUGAUGCUCAGCCAUGUGGACGUCCACUGGUCAUUCCCUCACAGCCAUCUUGUUUCAUACAGCGUUUGGUGUGUGUAUAUGUGUGUGUGUGUGUGUGUGUGUGUGUGUGGUUGGAGGAAAGCCUCAGACCUCAGAAAGUUAAAUCGUUGAGAAAUAAAGGAAAACAGAGGAGCGGCUAAUUAGGCGGCAUGUGUUUUAGUAAUUACAGACGGUGGACGGUGAGUCCAUGUGCUGCUGCUGCUGCUGCAGACCUCCUGCAUGAUGUCUGACCUUCAUUAGCUUAAAGACAUUAUGAUGUGUACUUAGCUAAAGAGGAAAGUGUGUUUUGUGUUUCCUCUGACUGCUGUCAGAUGCACUUUGGUCAUUAGGAGUUAAAUAAAGCUCCACAGUCUGAUAAUAAUCAGAGGAACGAGGGUCAAUAAACUGUUUGUGGUUACAGCGCUGACUCAAAUACAUCAAUACUCUCAUUUUUAAUGGACUUAUGCAAGAAGUUUGAUUAUUACACAUGAACUUGAAUCAGAUACGGUGCUGCGGGAGAAAUCCUGAGGUCAGCUGAGCGUGAACUCACAGGAAAUCAUGAAGAUAAACUUGUUAACAUGGACUCUUAAAGGUGGAGAAGGCAGGAUCUCAAAUGUAAACACGAACCCUCAGCUUCGUUUUCCCCUCAGCUCCUCCUCUCCACAAGCCCCGCCCACAAACAGACGCUCCUGCUCGCUCGUAUCGUUCCAAUUAAAUUCAGAUAUAAUGCAGAUAAAUCCUUCAGAUCAUUACAAAUGGGGCCCAGUCAAGGUGAAAGUCAAAAGCAUUGGUGCUACUGUAGAUGCCAACAGACUACCAGCAAACACAAUGUUUGCAGGACUUCUACAACUAGGAUAAAGUGACAUAGUCCAGGACCCGAGGGAGGACAGUUUAGCGAUGGCGCUACAACACGCUACAGCAGGUCCGUUUGACAAGAAACACUUCUGUUACAGACACUUGUCUUACUUUGUUAAAGCGGUUUACCUGUCCAGCAGAAAGGUUACAGGGUCACCAAGAUCCCCAAGCGUCCCCCAUGGUUUAUGUUGACCCGGCUUUUUAGCUCUUGUCCGGUCUACCUCCGUUUUAAGCGCCCGUUAUUCCUCCAGAGUCUCCGGUAUUUACUUUGUUUUCUUGCUUGUGUCGGCAGUCGUGGCCAAAGGAGGAUUCAGACAAUUUUCCGAACUUUCUGGUUGGUUUCUACUGUCCGAUAUUGUAGCACGCUAACUUUGUUUGGGCUCCUGAACGACACGGGGGAGCGGCGUCUGCCUCACAACCAAUCAGGUUAGAGGAGGUGGAGAACGGCUUUGUUUACAGUCAGAAAGAGCGGACCGCUCAAAAAUGUUCAAAUGUUGACGACACAGACAUAAGAGAACACAGAGAUAUCGAUAUAUUAACAAAUGUCAUCAAUAACUAAUAACUAUUGACUGAUAUUAGAAGAUAUCAGUGAUACAGUGAUAGUCUUCAGAGUCCUCCUCCUCCUCCUCCUCCUUGUUUAUGUCACGUUAACAUCCCGUCUCUCUCCUCCUCUAAAGACUGAACAGGAUUACGAUCCUGCAGCUCCCUCAGAAUAAUGCAGAGAUGACUCUCAUUUCUCUCUGAUCGUCAUUGUGUCCUGACCUACAUGCCGAGUGUGUCUGUAACGUCGCCAUCUGUUGGACGAUGUGUGUUACUGCAGGUUAGAUUAUAGAAGCAUAAAGACGUGUUAUUGAGCCGCUCCUCCCUGUCGUUACGGUAAUGACAGACUGUCUGUGCUCAUGUAUGAGUGUGUGUUCCUCUGCACACACAGACUAAUAAUCUCUUCACUCUCUCUCUCUCUCUCUCUCUCUCUCUCUCUCUCUCUCUCUCUCUCUCUCUUCAUUCAUAAAACGUGGCCCUGCACGCCGGCGGCAGCGUUUCCUCUGCUUUCUAUUUGUGGAAAAAGACUCUAAAAAACGCGGCUCUGACUUUGUUCUGGGUUUGUUUUCUCUCUCUCUCUCUCUCUCUCUCUCUCUCCCUCUCUCUCUCCCUCUCUCUCUCUGAGGAUUGAGUUACACUACUUCCCAGAGACUAAAGCGGCCUGUACGGGAGGGUCGGCCAUGACAGUUGGCAGUUUGUUCGGUUGGAGGCGAACUCGAUACCAUAAUUUAGAUCUGCCAUAAACACGGAGAAAUGAGUCACAGACGUCCGCUCGCUCUGAAAUGAAAGCAUGGGAAAACCAGGCGGUUUGGACCCGACCUGACGUGCGUGCUUUUAUGAUUGGACCGAACGUGUUUAUCAUUGCUUACACAAACUGAUGGCAGGAAUCUGCGCGGCCUUGCUGGUGCUGGAGGCGGUCUGAGGUUCCCGCUCAGGAGGUUUUCAGUAAUGAGUUUGUUUGGAGACGCUGACUCUCUCUCUCUCUCUCUCUCUCUCUCUGUUGUUGUCUCUGAGCUUUAGCGAGCGCCCUGAUCCAAAGAUAAAUGAAUCCUCAUAAUAACGGUGUUUUUCAGUGUGUCUGAGUGUGUGUGUGUUGAUGUCUCCUGAUUAGCUCUGGCACUGCCGCCGAGUGAGAGGAGGUUUGCGGACGAUUAGCCUAGCAGGAAGGUUUCCUGUCAGAUCUGCAGAAAUCAAGUCUUUCCAUCGCAGAGGCCAACAGUCAGCAAACACACGCAGAGAUGUUUGAAGGUCUCUGCCAGCUCCUCGUCCGUCCGUCCGUCCGUCCGUCCGGAGAACCAAAUAUUUUGUAGCCGUGAAGAGCCAAGAGCUGAACCUGAUGCAGAGGUGGGGGAUUCCUGUUCUUUAAAUCUGGGACCUUUCUCAUUUUUUUCACAUAAUUUGAGGCUCAAAUGAAAAACAGACGUGAGAAAGGUUUUAAAACCUGAUCCUGAACCAAACAGCUGCUGUGGAAACAGGGCCAAAGAGAGAGGGAGAGAGAGGGAGAGAGAGAGAGAGAGAGAGACAGAGAGAGAGAGAGAGAGUGUGUCCAUGAAAAGUUCCUGUUUUGUCAGCAGGAGGCUCUGGUUGUUGUUUUUCAGCGUCUAACAACAUCGUAGAAAGGAUUCUAGGGCUGGGCGAUAAACCCAAAAUUUACAGAUACCAAAAUUUAUGACAGUAAUCGAUGUCAUUUUGCUCAUGUCAAUACGUCUAGUUUUUUAAGACCUCAUUUCAACUGUUUAGAUUCUGUAUAUGUUUAGGAGGAAUUUAGACAUUAAACUUCAACCCAUCAUUCGAUGAUCUCCAAGUACUUAACCAACAUAAUUAUUAUAGCCAUUGAGCAAUAUACAGUGUAGUAUAGAUAUAACUCAGAUUUAGACUCUGUCUAAAUAUAGACGUCUAAAAAACUCUGAUUUUUAGACCCUGAUUUUAGAUCAGUCGUCUGGGCUAGCGGCUGGAGCGGCUGAAGUAGACGAAGUUAAUGUGUGAGGGGGUGAGCAGCUCAUGGAGUAGUUAUCGUCCAUUUAUCAUUAUCAAGGUGAACUGAUCAAUAUAUCGUGAUACUGGUCUGUCAACCCCCUUAACCGUCACAGACUGGUCCUUGCUAAAGUCCCUCUGGUCCUGACGGUUAUUAGUUUUCUGUUUGGUGGUUUUUCUCACGCAGUCGAGUUCAGUUCACAAACUUUUGUCCACAUAUCGACUCUUCGUCCUCUUCGUCCUCUUCGUCCUCCUCCUUCACCUCCUCCUCCUCCUUCUUCUCCUUCCUAAAGUCUCUGCAGACGGACUGAUGAGUGACAGUGUGAACCCCUCAGAGGGAAGGAGGGACCAGGAUGGAGAGAACUCAAUCAGAGCUCGCUCUCUCUCUCUCUCUCUCUCUCUCUCUCUCUCUCUCUCUCUCUCUCUCUCUCUCUCUCUCUCUCUCUCUCUCUCUCUCUCUCUCUCUCUCUCUCUCUCUCUCUCUCUCUCUCUCUCUCUCUCCCUCUCUCUCUCUCUCUCUGUGUCUCUCUCUCUCUCUCUCUCUCUCUGAUUGAUGAUGUGGUCGUUAAGAUGUCUCGGAGUUCUUCAUGAACUCAUCCUCUUUGUUCUUCAGGAAAUAUCUUCUUUCCCAUCGUCUGCAGACCCUGAAUUCCUCAUGAUGCUCCUGUCCUGAACAGACACUCUGUUUUCUGACUGUUUAUGCUCAGUCUUCUUCUUCUUUUUGGAUGCAUUAGUUCACAUUAAUUUGUCGCACUAGCACCGAUACUGAAAGUCGGAGCUGUCCUGCAGAGCUCUCAUGGAGCUCAGUGAUCCCUCUGCAGGUUUGGUCGCUCUGGUUUGAGUUUGUUGGUCAAAGAUUCGAGUCGGUAAAAAGGACCAAACUUCAUGUUUUCUGGAGUAAAUCUGUGUUUCCAGUUCAGUUAUUGUCUUUUUUCUCCGUCACUGUUUUGUAAUCCUCGCUCUGACCAUCUGCUGUCAGCUCUGCCAAUCUGUGAUUGUGUUUCUGUUCAGAUCCAAAGCUCCUGGUUCUGUCAGACCGCCCGUCUAAAGACCGGAUGGAUUAAGCUGGCAGCAGGAGGAGGAGGAGGAGGAUGGAUGGAGGACUCUGAUGGUCCAAACUGUUGUUGUUUGGUGAAAUGUUCGACAGCUCUGCUCCAGAAACUUCCCAAAGUUGCUCCACGUCUACAGGAGGCGAUGCUUCUGUGAGGGCAGAUCUAGGCAACAUUUUCUAGGUUUAUUGUAGCUACAGAAACUCAAACUUAACCUCAGAUGUCCACCAUCCGAGCCUGACCGAUGUUCAGUUUUCCUCCUCUCCUCUCCUGAGCGCUCCCUGCUUUUAUCUGGCGUGUUGAUCCUCUGGCCCCUCAGCGCCUGAGUGAGGUCAUUUCCUGUCUGGCUCACACCUCUGAGUGGAAGAGGGAUGGAGAGAGAGCUCUGAUGAAGAGUAGAGACUGAGGUGUCAGAUCUGCAUCCAGAAAAAUCCGUUUGUUGGCUCCAGUCUCAGAUAUUUUCUCGCCUUCGUUCUGGCGAAACCUGACGCACUCAUUACUCAGAAACAUGAAGAGGGGAGGAGUCUCAGUGUGUCUGCAGACUUCCUCCACCUCACACAUCCAGAAAUAUGCAGAUAUAGAUGUUGAAUAUCUCUGUAAGUCAACCAGGAACCCCCUCAGUCCUAAAACCUGGACUUUGACCAGGUUACACUGACCCUCUCCCCCCUCCCUCUCUCUCGGGGCUCCACGCCGUCCGUCUCGGCUCGCUCUGACUUCCGGGGUCAGGUAUCUCAGACAGGAAAGUGGUGCGGGAACAUCUGAUCCUAAUCCUGCAGACCUGGAGUGGGUUUUUAAAGUCCUGUAAAACUGUAGAGGGAUGUUUGAGUCUCUGAAAAGGACUCAGUGGUUUUAUUAUGAAUCAGGAGGAUCCUCAGGAGAUACAGACCUGCAUCACUGACUCCAUCUCUGCAGAAACUGAGGAACAUCAGCUGUGGGUUUAAACUGAGUUGUCUAUACUUGGUGUUCAGACUUUCAGGUUUAUUUUGCAUAAAAAAUCUUGAAGUAGUGGUGAAAUAAAAUAUUAAACACCUGUCUGCAGUCUGCAGGUGGAUGCUGAGGAGGUGGUGGAGCUGAAAGUUAAAGUACAGGACGGUGAUGCAACGGCAGAGAGGAGGCGGAGACUAGGACUCCUGCAGCGCGACCAGUUUUCUUAAACGGGAGGAUUUAAGGGAUAUACGAGAGAUGAAUGUUGUCGACCGCUUGCUUCUCUAGUUAUACCAACUUUAGUAACGACCGCAGGAUAGAAAUACAGAGAGCCACGCCCCCAACCAAAACGCCACUCUAUAGCCACAAAUAAUGCUCAGAACAGCACCUAACUUCAUCAACAGUACAUACAGGGUCACAGACAUAGUACUAGACACCAAACAUCUUUUUAACUUUGACUCAUUUCUUUAGCAAAGAGACUAAACACAACUCACCUACUCUCUUCCAGCAGACGCUUGUUUGUAGAGAGACCUCAGGCCAGUCCAUUACAGACUACAGCGGGGUGCCGCAGCUCAAGGAAGAACAUUUAUGAUCAUUUCUUCAUGGAAAUACAAUCAGACCGAGACACUAAGACAGAAGAACUACCGCGUCUGUAAAAUGAUUAAUAUGGUGAUUAUUACUUUAAGGAAAUGAUAAAGAAAUGAUCAUAAAUGUUCUUCCUUGAGCUGCGGCACCCCGCUGUAGUCUGUAAUGGACUGGCCCGAGGUCUCGCUACAAACAAACGGCUGCUGGAGGAGAAGACAGAAUUCUCUGCUAAUACUGAGGUUUGAAUGAAAAGGCGGGUCAUUCCUGAGUCCAUCAUCAGAAAUAAUAAUAAAUACUGGCUGAUGUAUUCGGACCCGGCCUGCAGGGAGAGGUUUUUGUGCAGCCCAUCCUGCAGAAAACAUCGAGGGUUUAAAGAGUCCUGACGGGUGGUUGAAGCUGUUUUUUAUCCAUGAAGCAGGCUCCUGAAGUUAUUUGUGGAAAGGUUCUGGUUCUGGUUCUGGUUCUGGUUCCCUCGGGUUAUUUUGGCGACAGACUGAAAACUUUAGCAGGAAUAGAAGAGCCGAGUUUGCUGAUUCGUAUCCUGAUUCCUGCAAACAGCUAAAUCAGGGUUCACUUGUUAUUCUGCUCCUUCCUCCCAAACGGCUCUUAAUGUGAUUUCACCCCGGACGCCAUGUCAGCAGAGAUGAUUUGCCGGCGGCGGCGGCAGGUUUUUGUUUUCCUCCAAAUGAACGGUGUUUUUGUGAAGCAGAAUUGGCUCGGACCCGGGUUUGUCCUCGCUGUGGAGAAGAGGUGAAUAAUCAGCUUCCAGCUCAGGCCUCGCUCCGCAGCAACAAUCUGGACUCAGUGUGUGUCUGUGUGUGUCUGUGUGUGUCUGUGUGCCGUUAAAGACACUCAGAUCCUGUUUUGCUUCAUGCCUUUUUGUUCUCUUGGCAUCAUUAAAGCGAAACACUCGGAGUAAAUAGUCAUGGAAACUCUGAAAAAGCUGCAGCAGUGGAAGUUAGCGACUCUUCCCCGACAUGAAACACUCCACUUGACCUCCUCUUGAUUUGCAGCCGUUGGUUCAGCCCUCGGUAUGCACAUUUCUGGACUUGCACCAUCUUUUGUGCAACAUCAAACCGAUCCUGGAGGGCUGGAAAAAAGAUGUCGGUUUGUUUCAAAGCCCCGGACUGAACGUGUUUAUGUGUCGGAGGCUGAAAGUCGCACAUUUGGUUGUUUUUAUGUUUGCUUUGUUAUAAUUUUUGCACCACAUGAGUCACAGAAUUUCUCUUUACCAAAACCAUCCAUAAUGUUUCUGUUUCAUAACCCUCUGAGCCGAGACGCCACUCCUCCGUAUCCCAGCAUCCUUCACUCUCACACAGCUGUUUGAUCGAUGUCCUCAUAAAUGAGUUUCUUACUCUGAGCUGCAUUUUCCUGGAUCAUCAGCCUGUUUCAUUUAUUAAUACGAGCCUUUUUACUGUAAGAGAAAAAAACGAGUUUCCUCUGGAAAAUCAACCUGUUGAUGUUUUUUACUCCAGUUUUUGGAAACAGAGUCAGAACUGGAGCAGUUUCACCAACAUUUGCAGUAAACCAAGGUUAUAUGGCAUCGACUCGUAUCAAUAUGACUUUUAUCAAUACGAUACUGAUAUUGAUAAAAACAGAGGGUCAGAGCUGAGCACAUUAGGAGGAACACUCACCAGUAUCAUGUAACUGAUACAUCCCCACAUAGAAAAUAGUGGAAUAUCCCUUUAACUGAAAGCACAGCGUAGUAAAAAAUGACUCUUACAUGUGAUACAAUAAAAGAGUCCAUAUGAUUCGACUGGUCUGAUACACUACAAUACAAAACAAUAUGAUAUGAUACAAGUCUAUAUGACACAAGCUGAUUUAAUACGAUGCAAUACAAUAUGAUACACAAUGAUACACUAUGAUACGAUGCAUUAUGGUUCAAUAUAAUAUGAGACAAAAUGGAAUGAAUGAUACAAUCAGUAUGACAUAAGUAAAUAUGAUACAAUACGAGUCAUUACAUUAUGAUAUAAUAUGAUACCAUAUGAUACAAGUUGACACUUUACAAGUUGAUAUGAUACAAUUGAAAUGAUACAAGUCGAUAUGAAACGAGUCGAUGUGAUAAAAGUUGACAUAAGAGUUAAUAUGAUACAAGUUUAUGUGAUAUGAUACCAUAUAAUGCAAGUCGUUAUGAUGAAAGUUGAUAUGAUAAAAGUUGGCAUGAUAGAAGUUGAUGUGAUGAAAGUUAGCAUGAUACGGGUUGAAAUGAUAAGAGUUGAUAUGAUACAAACUGACAUGAUACGAGUUGAUAUGAUACAAGUUCGCGCAAUACCAGUUGAUGAUACAAGUCGACAUGAUAAAAGUUGAUAAAAUACAUGUUGACAUGAUGCGAGUUUAUAUGAUAUGCCAUUAUGCGAUACAUUACGAUUCGAUAUCAUAUGAGACAAAUGAUAUGAUAUAUAAUACAAUUCUAAUGAUACAAAAUGAUAUGAGAUGAUACAAUACUAUGGGAUAUGAUACAAAUUGAUACAAUAUCAUACUUACACUAUAGGAGAUACACUGUGAUUUAAUAUAAUACGGUUUGAUGUGAUACACUAUGACAUGUUCGAUCGAAUACCAUGCAUUAUGAUAUGAUGUGGUAUGAUGCAAUACCACAAGAUACAGGAGAUUCAUGAUGAUAUGACACAAUAUGACAAUAUGACAAUAUGACAUGAUAACAUGGUAAGAUACGAUAUGAAAACUGCACAGUGCAAAAGUUUUUGAAUACGAUAAAAUCAGAUUUGGUUUGAUACAGAAAGUUAGGACUCAGUUUGAUAAGAUAAGACCCCAUAUGACAUGAUACCAUCUAAAGAGAUGCUGUAUGAUCCUGAAAGGACACCAUCCCCUAUGAUAAAACUACAGAUGAGCAGGUAUGAAAGUUUCAUCCGUCUCUUUAUGUGUAAAUGAGGAAACGCUGAACUGUGAUGAACUCUGAGUUCAAAAACAACACCGUCACAGUGUCCACUCAGAGUGUAAGUCGAAACCUCGGCCUGUUUCCUCUUGGAUUUUCAUCUGCUCCCGGGGUUAUUUUGAGUGGCUCUCUUGAUGAUUUAAUUCGGUUUACAAAUUAUAAUUUUUAACCACCAUGUCUACGGCGGGCCGUGGCAGCACAAUAAACACAAUCAGACGUUCCCCUGCAGAAUUACAUUAGAGGUUUGGCACCGCGAGGAGGGAGCAGGGCUGGAAAAUGUUGAGCUAGCUGGCAUCAAGCGGCUCCUGUUACCGGUAAACUGGGGGGAAAACUCCCAGCACUCUGCCAAUCCAGAGCGCACGCACACACACACACACACACACACACACAGAUACACACACGCUAACUCCCAAUUACAGCCCUACCCCUGCAGAAGUGCUUUUUAAACAUUUCUCGGCGUGUAGACGUUGCCGUAGGUGGGGGGUUUCAGUAAACUGUUAUGGCUGCCUCCUGCCGCGUUGCCGUGGCAACAAAACAGCCGUCUAUGAUGCAUGCUAAUGGACAGGAAUGGGGGGGGAAAUCCUCCUUUUGUUCCCAAAUAUUUUCAGGCUCGAAAGCGUCUGGAAACGAUUGAAUUUAACAGUCGAUGUGGUAAAGAGUGUUUCUGUGCCUGAUGAUAAACUUCUCUGGGAUUAGUUUAACUCCUAAUUUAAAACAACGUCCUGUUCGCUCUGUAAACUCUACGAACAUCGGGUCUUUACUUGACUUGGAUAUGCACUCAUGUUUAUUAUAUAGCUUAUCCCACAAAACAGUCAUAAAAAAAAACAUGCAUGUCAGUAAAAAAGGCCGUAAAAAUCCAGUGUUUGCAUCCUCUGCAGGACCUGGACCAGGUUAUCGACCUCUGAAUGUGUCUCAUUUUUAAUCGACUCCUCAUGAUGAGUUCCUCUCAGUUAACUGCUAAUGACUGAUAUGAAUUACAGAGGAUUUUCUACUUAUCAGCUUCCUCUGUUAAGGUUCAAACUUUAAAAGAGGGUCGGAUUCACAAAGUGCGUCUGCUGCUUUUGCACCUGCAGAACCUGAGGUGCAAAUGAGACAAGAAGACGAUGAAAGCAGAGGGGUCAAAGGUCCCCAACGGCAUCGAAUGUGAAGUCAACAAGUUGGUGGUGGUGAUUCAGGAUCUCACAGUUUGACUCAGUUUUUCUGGAUGAUUGUGUUCGACCUUAACUCCACGUUUCCAGAGGUUUAAUGAGUUCUGAUUCUAAUACCUGAUUCUGAAUUAGUCGAGCGUCCCGAGUCUGGAAAAAUGUCCUAACUGGGCCUCUUUUUCAUAUAUUGGAUCAGGAUCUGAAGCUGGAGGACAAGUCCAGCAGAAUUGGGAUGAUUUCAUUUCACGGGCACGUCGUGGUGUUUUUAAUCAUUCAGCCUUUCUUCUUUCUCGCUGACCUCUGGAUGAGACGCUGCGGUCAGCGUUUCUCCUCCAGCUCCUGUCGGCCUCAGACUGCCGCUCAGCUCUAACUGCAGGUGAUGCACUGGUGACUAACUCCCUUUCAGCAGUGUGUGUGUGUGUGUGUGUGUGUGUUAAUGUGUGUGUGUGUGUGCGUGAGUGUCUGAUCCAAUCCCUGACCACCUCUUACAGCAUGUGUCCUGAAAUCCCGAGCGCUCAUCUGGUUCGGUUUUUGGAUGAUUGUGGUUUCAUGCGUUCAGACUCGGUCACAUCGAGGUUAUUCGGUGUUGUCAUCGUUCAUUGAUUCCUGCUUCAUUAUCAGUUAUUGACAAAUCGCUCUGGUGGUUCAGCCAGGUUUGCUCCUCCUUCUUCAGAUGUCUGAGGGUUGGAAGUGUCCAAAAGUGAGCGGACAGCCUGAGGUGGUGUGUGUCAGGAUAGGUUCUGUUUAUCGGGUUUUUCCCUGUGAUUCGAGUCUAUUUUUCUCUAGUGUACUCGUGUUUUGUGAGUUUUCAGUUUGUGUCUGACCUCGGUUCCCUCUUGUUCUCAGUGUUUUAUUCAGUGUUUCCUGUUUUAUUUUGAAGUCGUUUAUCCCUGUGUUUCUCGUCUUGUUUUACAUCGCCACUUUUCCCUCUUCUGCGAUUGUCUCACCUGUGUCUCAGUGUCUCACCUUCCUCUUGUUGCUCGUUUCCCUGUGUGUGUUUAUACAUCGUCCUUGUCUUCCCCUGUUUCUUUGUCAGUUCAGUGUUGUUUGUCCACGCCUCUGUGUAACUCCAGUGUCUCCUUGAGUUUUUAUCCCCCUUGUGAUUUUUCUUGGUUUUUGGAUUUUGGAUUUUUGAGUAAGUUUUGUUGUUUUCGUUCCUCUUUAGAUAAUUCUGUUUUCGUUCUGCAUUUUGGGUCCUUGACUCCUCGUCGUGACAGUGUGAGUUUUAUGUUACAGUUUUUCCAGUGAAUUUGAAGUUGGUCGGAUUAUCUUGCGGUCACAUAUUUUUUCUCUUUAUUUUAAACAAAUUUCAUGUUAAAAAAGUAAAAUGAGGAAACCGCUCAGCUGAUGUAGGAGCAGAUUGAAAGCUGCAGAUCUGGGACCGCUGCACCUGACGUAGACCCUGAACUCUACGACAGGGCGGCGCUGGUGUCCAAGUGAAUGAUUUCACACACACACACACACACACACACACACACACACACACACACACACACACACACACACUCUCAGUCUCUCGGUGAUCUGUGUGUAUUUUCUCUACAGUCUGCUGAGUGCAGCUCUCUCUCUCUCUUUCUCUCUCUCUCUCUCUCUCUCUCUCUCUCUCUCUCUCCCUCUCUCCCUCUCUCCCUCUCUCUCUCUCUCUCUCUCUCUCUCUCUCUAUCUCUCUCUCUCUCUCUCUGAAUAUGAACAUGUGUUCCUAUAUUCAACCAUGUGUUGUGUGUGUAGUUGUAAUCUGCAGACAGUCAGUCUCAGGGUGUGUGUGUGUGUGUAUGCCAGCACAUUGGACGGUGUGUGUGUGUGUGUGUGUGUGUGUGUGUGUGUGUGUGUGUGUGUGUGAUCAGCGGCUAACAGUGCAGCAUUCCUGAGUGACAGCUGCAGACUCGCAGAUCCUCUAAAUAGACUCUGGAUCUGUGCCGCUCUCUCAGAUCUGCAGAGACGAUGGAGGUUCCUCUCGGCUCAGGUGGAGUGUUAGCGCCUCACUGUGGUCACACUCAGAGUCCUGAACAGGCUUAGAGGAUGAAGUUGAUGUUUUUCUGCAGGGAUGAGUUUGAAAACUUUCAUUUAAUCAUCAGAAUUCACCGUAUGUGGAAAAAGUUUUUAGCAUCCACAGUCACUCCUGGAGGAGCAAAUCUAGUUUCUUCUAUUUCUGUUUCUUUUAACCAAUAAAAUAGGAUUUUAAUCAGCUGUGGACAGAACUCAACAUCAUCAGAACAAAAACACGUGCAAAUGUAACUUCAUUGUCUUUAGAAAUCAUCAGCAGAGGCUUUGAACAUCUGUGUUUGACAAAAUUAGUCAAAAGGUAAACAGAAAUUAGCAAAAAGGGAUGCAAAAUUAAUGAAUGGGAUUCCAAAUGAGCAGGAAGACUGCACAAGGAGUAAAAAGGGAUGCAAAAUUAGUCAAAGGGAUGUAAAAUAAGCAAAAUAGAGCUUCAAACUUAUUGAAGGGGAUGCAAAAGUAAUUUAAGGGAUUCAAAAUGAGCAAGAAGUCUGCAAAAGGAGUAAAAAGGGAUGCAAAAUGAGUAGGAAAAGAGUCAUAAUUCGCUAAAGGGGAUGCAAUAUGAUUCAAAGAAGUUGUAAAAUAAGCAAAAAGAGCUGCAAGAUUAAACAAAGAGAUGCACAAUGAGCAGGAUGACUGCAAGAUGACUUAGAAGGGAUGCAAAAUAAGAUGAAAAGAAUCCAAAAUGGCUUCUUGUGAUUUGCUUGGCCACAAAGUGACACAAAAUGAGUUGAAAGCAAAAAAAAAAAAGAUUGACUAAAAUAUUGAAUAACAACAAAAAACUUAAGAUGGCCGCUGUAAGAAAAAUAGAUGAUGCAAAAGGGUGACAUUUAAUAGACUUCAUCUGAGAAAAAUAACAGUGAUGCUAAAUGAGCAUAAAAGGAAGUACAGUACAUAUAAGAAGAUGAGAAGUUAUGAUGAUAAAUGAGUAAAACGGUUAAAAAAUGAGCAAAAAUAAAAACAGGAUAACUGAGUUUACAGGGAUGCAAAAUGAGCAGACAGCAUUCUUCUUAUUAAUUCUUGUUUUUAGAUGCUAAUGUUUUAUCAUUUAUAUAUCUGAGAGCCUCUUUGUGCCUCUCCAUCACAUCUCCUUAGUUAGAAUUAAAUAUAUUACUGCGUACCAGUAAACCAAACUGAAUGAUCCUCCCUCCGUCAAUAAACCUGAUCGAUCAGAAACCCCCGGAGGGAUUUUUGUUUCCAUGAGGUUUAAAAUAAGAAUCCAGAAUCGAUCAGCGCUCUGCUGCAGAGAACAGAGAGGCUCGGCGCUCAUGUCUCUCUGCAGGUUUCAGCUGUUUUAGUUUAUUUUCAUACUUUAAAACAACGAAACAUUCAGAAAAUAUGAACGUGUGAAAACUCAAACUUUAAUGGUUGAAGGAAACAAGAGGAAUAAAUAAAUCGACCCGUGAGGAGAAAAGACUAUAGAAUAUUCAUGAAAACCUCAAACAUUACCUGAAAAAAGUCAAAUCGUAGAAAAACAAACUGAUCGAGUGUCGCUCACAUUAACAGCUCUGAGCGAGGCUCCUGCAGCUGCCUGUUAUCUACACACACACACACACACACACACACACACACACACACACACACACACACACACACACACUCACACACUCUGACACACUCUCCUGUCUCAGAUUCUUGGCAUGACUUCCUCGGGGUAAAAAAGGAAACCUCGCUCCCCCUCCCAUCUCCCAUAAUCCCCCUCUGCCGCCCGCCUGUGUGCCAUCCCCGACCCCCUGAAUCAAACCGAGCCCAGAGGAGCUCGAGUCCACUUUACAUUUGAACCAGGACCCUGUUCUUCGAGCAGGUCUAAGAUCUGAAUCAUCAUCAGAGACAGAGCUCAUCUUCAGCCCUGUCCGUUCACUUAUUAUGCAGCAGUAGAUGGGGGGCUGUGACGCCCCCUACAGACGAGCCGGCUCUCAUCAUGUCUAACGCUGGUUUCCCCGGUUGUCGCACUAUCUCGCAGCACCUGAACGACCUGAAGAAGGAGAACUUCAGCCUGAAGCUCAGGAUCUACUUCCUGGAGGAGAAGAUCCAGCAGAAGUUCGAGGAGAGCAGCGAUGACGUGCACAAACGGGUGAGUGAGAGAGAGAGAGAGAGAGGAGGUUUGUUUGUUGAUCUGCUGUGAGGUCUGAGAGUGACGGGGAUCAGGACUGACAGCAGGUCUCAGGCUGCUCUGAUCCACUUCACACUGACUGUCAGUCAAAACCUGUAAGAGACACAGAGAAGAUCAGAGAAGAUCAGAGCAGACCGAGCAGCUGCUUCAGUCUGUUCAGCUCCUCUAACAUCUACUCUUCAUCCUCUCUGAAAAUUAUAUUUUUAUCUCCUGAGAAACGGAACUAUGAAUGUUUGCUUCAUGAAAUCUCUUUUUAUUAAAGAUUGAAAGAGAUGCAUAAUGAGCAGGAAGACUGCAAAAGGAGUAAAAAGGGAUGAAAAACAAGUAGGAAAGAUCCAAAAUUAUCAAAAGGGGAUGCAAAAUGAUUCAAAGGGGUUGUCGAAUAAGAAAAAGAGCCACAAAAUCAAUGAAAGGGAUGCAAAAUAAGUAAAAGGAGAUGCAAAAUGACCGGGAUCCAGACUCUGGGUUUGUCCAGAGGGGUGUGUCUCCGAAUUAACAAGCUGCCGUUACUGCAGAGUCAAACCCACCGUAACACCGAGUUAGACCCCCCCUCCAGAGAUGAAUGUUGUCGACCGCUUACUUCUCUAGUUAUACCAACUUUAGUAACAACCGCAGGAUAGCAAUACAGAGAGCCACGCCCUCAACCAAAACGCCACUCUAUAGCCACAAAUAAUGCUCAGAACAGCACCUCACCUACUCUCUUCCAGCAGACGCUUGUUUGUACAGAGACCUCAGGCCAGUCCAUUACGGACUACAGCGGGGUGCCGCAGCUCAAGGAAGAACAUUUAUGAUCAUUUCGAGAUGCAAAGACAGAAGAACUACCGUGUCUGCAGUGCGAAAUGAUCAUCAAUGUUCUUCCUUGAGCUGCGGCACCCCGCUGUAGUGUCUAGUACUAUGGCUACUAGUGACUCUAACAGGACAUGACGAUUUAAAGUUAGAGAUACAGACAGAAAGAGGACGGAGAGGGAGGGAAAGAUCCUUUGUGGACGAUCUAAACCUAGAGCUGCAUAACUAAGAGCUGAAGAGCAUCUAUUUGCAAAUCUACACCAACAAAUGUUUGCAGAAAUAUGCAGAUAAUAAACUGUAAUCAGUGACGAGCAUUAGAAAAACAAAGAUCUCAGUUGAAGCUCAAACUGUCAACAAAAAGGACAGAAAGGUUCGACGUUCAUCAGUGAACUUUAUUUAAAGCUGUGGGAGUUUGUCUACAAACUAUAUUUGGACUCUGCUCCACCUUCAGAGUCUCAGAGCUGCACGCUGCUCUGUGUACUGUAAACAUCUUUUUAUAUCAACAGACCUGACUGACUUCACUGCCAAAUAGGUCAGUCAGAGUCCAGGCGGAUUAAAAAGGACCGUUCAGACCUAUAAGAGCUGUCCUGGUCUCACUCUGACCCAGAGGACGAGUCUGUUUACAGAACACAGAUCUGAACUCUGCAGAGAGAACCUGAACAUCGAAAACAUCAGAUCUGAGAAGAGAUGAAGCUCCAGAGCAGACCCUCCUCUCUGCAGACCCCCAUCAUGUCUGCAGACCCCUGCAGUAACAGUCUGACCUGGUUCUACACCCACUGACCCACAUCAUGUCAUCACUGCAGCCCUCAGGCCUCUCUGCAUGCAUCCACGCAGCUCCCUGCACAUGCGUGUUUGUCGUAAACACGCUGCAUGUUCAGCUCCUGUGUUGUGUGUCAGUGUGUCACUUUACUGACCUGUAAUCUCAGACUGAUGAUGUACAGGAGAAUAAAUCAAACCUGAGAACAGAUAUCUGCACGUGAGCGAGCGAGCGAGAGAGAGAGAGCCGGUUCAGACCGGUCCGUCUCUGUUUCUGCUCUCAGGGCCAAAAAGUUAAAAGUGGAGGUGUUGCUGAGAGGAGGAGAGGGAGAGAGGGAUAUCACACAGCAACAGAGACACACGCAGCAGGUGUUCAUGUCCCUGUCAGCUAUUUUUAGUCCUGCAGAAAUACAGGUCAGCACGUGAGGAGAGGAAACCCACUUCUCUGCUCUCAGGACUUCUGAUCCACAAACAAAAAUAUCUGAGAGUCAAACUGUUUCAGUCUUUAAAUCAAUCAUAAAAACUCAUGAGUCCUGGUUCAUCGUCUACUUUAAUCACAUUUUGACUGAUUUUACUGAUCAGAUUUCUCUUCUGCAGAACAUCGAGUUGAAGGUGGAGGUGGAGAGUCUGAAGAAUGAGCUGGUGGAGAAGCAGCAGCUGGUGGACAAAGCGCUGUGAGUAUCAGAGUUUCUGUUUUUAAAAACAGACUAAAGGUUUUUUUUUCCCAGAGGGGGGUUCAUGUCUGCAGAUCAGACCGGUUCAGCUGCUUUAAAGGGUCCUGACAGACUGAUAUGAAAACGCUGGUUAAUCAGAAACCCUCAGGACUAAACCGACUCUGAUCACACGUGAGGAGCAGCUCAGAGGACUGUCACAUACAGGCCCUGAAGAGGAGGAGGAGGAGGAGGUGCAGAGUAGAUGAGGGACAGUAAAGGGCAGAGGUGUCUUGGUUCCUCGUUCUGCUGAGUCGGGAUCUCUGGGAGCUGCAGCAGCUGUCUGAGGAGCAGCUGUCCGUCCCUCACACUUCAUUUACUCCUCGUCUUUAUGGACUCAGACAGGAUCCUAUAGACCAGGACUUCUCAGCUGGUUUCACUCUGGGACCCACAUUUUCCCAUGAUCCUUCAGUCACGACCCACUUUAACAGAAUUUAAACCAAACAAAUUAGUUUUUUAUUAAAAAAACCUUUAAAGACUCAAAUUUUUAACACAAAUACACUCAUUUUAUCAAGUUAAGCACAUGAACUGAUGACAACAACGACUAAAGUUGUAUAUAAAGAAAAGAUCAAAUAUUAAAUGAAUAUUAAAUCGCACAAAAUAAGCUGUUUUUCAAAAUAAAAGACAUUUGCAUUAAAUAUUUAGUUUUUUGACCAGCUGUUUGCGACCCAUCCAGAACGUGUCUGUGACCCACUUUUGGGUCAGGACCCACCAGUUGAGACCGCUGCUGUAGACAAGGUUCCUAUGCAAGUAUGGGAAAGUACAAAAGUAAUGUUAUCAAUUUACAGGUCUUAAAAAGUAAAAAGUUUUGAUAAAUGAAAAAUAAAAUUUGGAAAAAUAUUGAUGUUAACAGACUAAAUUAACACAGUUCUAAAAAACUGUUUUCUAAAAUAAUAAAGUAGAUAUUUCCAAAAAUAAUUCUAAAAAAUAGGAUAUGGACAAGUAUGGAAAUUCCAACUGUGUAGGGACUCUGUAUAUAGACUGAAAUAACAAUGCAGGAACAAUCACAGUGACAAGAAAUCUGCAGUUUAGAUUUAAAGUACAUUUAGAAUAAUUUUGGAGCUUUUAUUUUGAAAAAACUGAACAGGAAGGGUCUUCAAGUGACCAGGCAUGAGAGCGAGAGAGGAGAGGCUCCAGGACAGCUCCAGUUAAACUCCUCGUUGUGUUCGGUGAAAGUUUCUUGCAGCAGAUAAGUUUCAUUUCUGACCCUGAAAACAUCUCAAGUUACUCUGAGUUUAACAGAAACUUCAGCUUUUAUGUUACUGAUAAUCAAACUUUGAUAAUAAAUGAAUAUAUCUUAAUGUCUGUGCAUCACCUUUAAAUGAGUUUGUUCAGUUAAUGAACCCCUCCAUGAUGUCGAACCUUGAUCAGCUUCAUGAAGGACAAACACCUUCAGAGCGGUUUGACCUCGUUCUCCUGCAGUAAUGAUCUCAAACAGGAACUUUAUAUCUCCGUGUCAGACUGAAGCAGAGCGCUCUCAUGUGUGAAUGUCAGAGUUCAGUCCGGGGUCAAACUCUGCUCCUUUCUAAAUAAACUCAGGGGCCGCAGUUUCUCAUCGGAGCCAUUAAAGAGUCGGACUGAUGGAUGUGAGGAGGAAGAGCUGACCGUGACCUUCUGCUGCUGAGAGGUGGAGCUCUGACAGAGCAGCUUCAUCAUGAGAAACACCUCCACCCCGUCUUCAGAGGGGUCAGGAGACACUUCAGCCAAAUCAGGGUCCAAACAGAUCCAGAGUUAAAAAAACGAUCAAAUAAUGAAGGAUCAGGGUCAAGUGAAGAUCUGGUCCUAAUCUGACCACCUUGGUUUUAUUCUUAAGGUGUUUUAUUUACGGUAACGACAAACUCUGGAAUUAAAACUGUAGAGGGAAACCGUACAGGGACUGUUACACUCAGAGUAAACUGAUGGUUUUUAUAUGAAUGAGUUUGUUCAUCAAAUUGAUCGAAGAGACAAAAAUCUAAAUACAAACCGUCAUUAAAAUAAUGACCAAAGUCAGUUUUGGAUGAAAAUGAGUUUUUGGUCUGAAUCAAAAACUUUCAGAUUAUAGUCUGCAAUAUUUGGAUUCUGCUCUUUACUAAUCUGGGGGACUUUUUAUCCUCCUGUCAUAGGUCGACCGCUGAGAGCUUGUCCAAUCAGAGUGAAGCUGAGCUGCAGCGCCGCCUGUCCGAGCGUCAGGAGGAGAUCUGCCACAUGCAGGAGAUCCUCCAAACUAAAGUUCAGCUGCUGCAGGAGGUACAGGAAAAACACACACUCACACUUUAAUGGAAAUAAAGUGGAAUAGUCCUUUAAAUACAAACAUCCUCUGACAGACAGAUGUGGAGUUUAUAGUUUAUUUCUCUCUCUCUUUUUUCUAUAUUCAGGAGGCGGAGUUAGCACGUGGCGAGGCCGAGCGGAUGGCCUCGUUCGCCGACUCUGAGUCUCAGCGCUGCCUCGCUCUGGAGAGAGAGAUGGCGGAGAGGAUGGUGGCGGGCGGAGGCUCAGGCGGGCCGCUCGCUCAGCAGGCCCUCGCAGACAAAGACAGGUAAACCAGCUUCUCCUCCUCCUCCAUAUAUGGACGUGUUUCCUGCAGCUGUGGUCUGUUAUCUGCUCCUGAUAUUGUUGCUAUUUUCAGCCGUGCGAGCUCUGAUACCGCCGCCGCCGCUGACUCUGUUAUUGACUGACCUUGACCCCUGACCUCUGUUGGUGUACCCGUUUUAACCUGCGCCUCUCUCUCUCUUUGGGUCUCAGGUUAAUCGAGGAGCUGACGCAGCAGAAACAUUCGCUGGAUCUUCGAGUCCAGGAGCUGGAGGUCAAAGUUCAGGAUCUUUCAGAGACAGAAGAAGAAGAAGAAGCAGAGGUUUUUACUUCUUUUCUUUUUCUCUUCUGCAAAAAUCGACACGUGGAGAACAUGAAGUUUUCACACAGUAACUUAGAAGUCCAUGAAAAUUAUGAGGAAGAGUCUGAGUCCAACAGUUCAUGACAAAAGCUGCAGGGAGUCGCCCCCUGGUGGUCAUUAAAGGGAACAUCACAAUCUUUAGCUCUCAGAUCAUCCACAGCUAAAUUCAGUCUGUGGUUUGGACAGUAAUCCGGGUCAGGUGAGCCUCUCUGGGUCUAAAUCCAUCAGCAGGUCCCCCCUCCUGUCCGCUCAGACCUCAGACUGACUCAGAUAUCAGACCGGUUUGAGGUCCACAUGUGGGUCAGUGGAACUUUGGCAGAGCUGCACAGCCUGAAGAUAAGAGCACGUGCAGAUCUGAGCGGACACAAACGUCUCUGUGAGGUUAUUUUUAAUAUCAGAGUCUCUGCUGAACAUCAGAUAUUUUCAGUUUUUAUAGAUUCUGUACGAUCGACCCGAGACACGCCGAACACCGAAGGGAUCAAACCAGGACCGUCUGAGAGUCAAAGACCUUUAGAGCACAAAAAUAUCUUAUUUCUUACUGACGUUAAAGGGAUAAUCUGGAGUAAAAUUAAUUUAGGGUCAAACACGCCGUAACACCGAGUUAGACCCCCCUCCAGAUCAUGAUCAUUUCUUUAUCAUUUCCUUGAAGUAAUAAUCACCAUAUUAAUCAUUUUACAGACGCGGUGGUUCUUCUGCCUUAGCGUCUCGGUCUGAUUGUAUUUCCAUGAAGAAAUGAUCAUAAAUGUUCUUCCUUGAGCUGCGGCACCCCGCUGUAGUCCGUAAUGGACUUAUUUGUGGUUAUAGAGUGGCGUUUUGGUUGAACGCGUGGCUCUCUGUAUCUCUGGAGGGCGUGUCUAACUAGGUGUUAUGGUGUGUUUGACCCUAAAUUAAUUUGACCUGGAAUAUCCCUUUAAAGCAGAAAAAUAUCAGCUGCAUGUUAUUCAUCACUGACUUUAAGGUGGUUAUAACCUGUUUUUCUUCUCUCUCUCAGAGUCGUCGCUGCAGAGGAGACUGCAGAGUGAACUCACAGCUGCAGGUAGGACAGUCAUUUGUAACUCUCAUGACAAACACACAAACAGACUGACUUCUUUUGAAUUUCACUUCAUGAAGACGAGUUUGCACAGAAAACAUAGAGAGGUAGCUCCCCCUAGUGGAUCCUCAGACACCCUGCAUGUACAAAGCCAUCUGCCUUCCUCUCUAGAUUUUCUUCAUCUUACUUUCUUAAUUUAUUUAAUUUAAUUGAAACUUUAUUUAACCAGAAAAAUCCUCAUUGAGAUUAAAAAUCUCAUUUGCAAGAGUGUCCUGACAGGCGGCAGUACUUUUACAAAGUUACAGACACAAACAGUUACAGACGUAUACAGACAUAACAACCAGCAGAGUCAAACAUUUUUAGUCAAAGCAUUUACAGCCUGCUUCAUUUUCCUCUUAAUCACCUUUGAUCGACAUUUAAAAGGAUUUAAAGACACUUUCUUGAAUUUUCCUGGAAUAGAAACUUGAUUUUGAGUUUGCAUCGUCUCUGCAAAUAUUGCCUCUUUUCUCAGUCACUUUCACACCACUCUGCUUCUGCUCACUCUGAUAAAUGUCACACCUUUGUUUAAAAUCAUCAGCUCACAUGCACUCUUCAGUCCUCGUCCAGUCUUAUUUCACGAAGCUGCACAGAAAAAUCUGCAAACCUGAGUUAAAAACGAGAGACAGGCGUCUCUGUCCGUCCGUCAGCUGUCAGACUCUGAAAAAUGAGCAGAGUGAGCGGUCUGUCGGCACCGUUUGGCACAUAUCUCUGAUUAGGAUUAAUUGAUUUUUGAUUGCGUGCCUCAUUCCAGCAGAUCAGUGUUUUGGCGUCCCGUCUCCAGAGGGCGGGCAGGGUGACAGAUGUGGACACGGUCAGGACGCACAAACACAUGUGAGGAGAGAUUUAUCAACAACACGUCCGCUGAUGAGAGACACAUGAGGACUGAGAGAGUAUCUGUGGGUCUGUGGGAAAAAGAGCCGCUCCAGAGUGAGCUCAGAUUUUAAUGAGGGCAGGUUUCAGGGUCAUGUGACUCACUGACAUGAGGGAAUUCGAACCCCUCCCUUCCUCCUCCCCUCCUCCUCUUUUUAAUUGUGUGACAGAGCCGCGGAGGCCGGUCCAGGACUCGGUGCCCCUGGGAAACUCAUGAACUCAUUCUGACGAUUUAGAGAAUUUAAUGAACCUGAUGGGAAACACACUCAGGCCUUGUUUUCUGCAGCUCAGAGAGAGAAACCAUGAACACAGCUGAGUGUAAGAGGAAAAAAAACCUGCACAGGAUGGAGAGAAAACAAGGAUCAUGAACGAUCACGGACAAAACUGUUUCUGCUUCAGUUUUCAGAGAUAUCUGCUGCCAUAUGAAGUUUGACUUUGUGCAAAAUCAUGUGAAAUGAGGAGUUUAGAAAUGAAGUAACCCAACAUUUUAAUUAUUUUAGGGGAAAAUGAAGCCGCCCUAUUAUACAGAAUUCAACCAGAGGACAAAAAGAUGAUUCAUUUAAUUCUCAGAGAACCAAAACUGAAAAUUAUAAAAGAGGGGAAGUAAAUCUAGAGUCAUGGAAAAGAGGAAGAAGAAAGUAUGACAAAGACAAAAUGACAAAAUGACAACAUGAUAGACGCACAACAUUUUUGGAGAAUAUCCUCAUUUAAACAUAUCAAAGGAUCUACUUAUCAUCAAAUUUAAUCAGUUUUAAAGCAUUAAUAGCAGAUUUGAUCUCACUUAAAGGUGAUUUUAGGUUUCAUUGUCAAACUAAAUACGGUUAGGGUUAAAGAAAAAAUAAAACCACUCAAAAAUAAGUCAGAAUAAAUCCAACUUUGUUUUUUUUUUCUUGAAGGAAAGUAAAUGAAUGUUUAAUUUAAGAAAGGAGAAAUUAAACCGCUCCAUAAAGUUUGUAUGAAAAGAGACAGUUGGUUGAUCAGAGGACAGGGCUCAGAGAUCCUCUGUUUCCUGAGGUUCAGUUCAUGCAGCUGGAAGAGGUCUCACUCCUGCGCUGAUUCAGAGGAUUAAAAAAACUGAAAACACAAAGUAAAAAUAAGUUUCUUGAAGUGAGAGUUUUACAACAUCAUAAGUCAUUAUUUCUUUGUGUUUGUAAUCUUCAUUUCAUUUCCAGGAUUGUUGAGUUUUUCCAAACGCCUCAGGCAUCAAUAAUAUUGGAUGAAAAAAUUUAAAUAUUUUGGUUGUAAAUCUACUGUCGUCACAAACACAGUCAAUAAAGUUUGUAAAGAUAACGUGGAAAAAAAAAAGCAAAAUACUGAACUGAAAAUAUUUUAGUUGCCAAAAUAACUGUCAGUGAGGAGAUUAUCAUUAUUAUUAUUAUUAUUAUUAUAAUUAUUAUUAGCUAUUCAUUUAUUAAUCCCUUAGUGGGGAAAUUAAAAUUGUCGACAGCAGCAGUACACACAACACACACAUUCACACCUGGUACAAAAAAACACAAAUCAAUAAGAUAAAAUUUUAAAAAGAUAAAUAAAUAAAAGAUAAAAAUAAAACACUCUCUACAAAUACAAAAACAUCUUUUGACUUUAUGACAAAAAGCUUCCCUGAUUUUUUUUAACUCAUAAAAUUUUAUCUCUUUAAUUUUAAGAUUCAGUUCGGACGACAUUUCUAUGAGGUCAGUAAUCCUUAAAAUAAAGAUUUAAUACAGUGAUUCUGUAAACUGACAGCCUCAGCUCGCUUUUACAGACGGGACUAGUCUCAGCUGCGGAGUGAUACCUCCUCUUCUGUAUAGACGAUCUUUGUCGUCUGUCAACGUUGCCUCGUUGUCUCGCAGUGAAAGCGGCUCGCGCUCUGACAGCCUCACCCUCCACCCUCACCCUCACAGCUGAUGAAGCCGCUGAAGGAGAGGGGGACACGGGGCAGAGACUCGGACAGACCCCGGUGAACCGAACCGAACAUCCGAAGACGAGCGGAGAUAGUCGGAUGUUUUCCGUGUUCGUGUCGGCUCGUACCGGGGGAGGCUGCAGCUGCUGCUGCUGCGGGGAGGAGAUGCUGACAUACAGGGAGACGACAUCGAUCUAA
This is a messenger RNA of Xyrichtys novacula (pearly razorfish), 49803 nucleotides long. The record is from the annotation of a GenBank genome assembly. NCBI's taxonomy places the organism in Eukaryota, Metazoa, Chordata, Actinopteri, Labriformes, Labridae.